AACCGGAUGGGCGGCCAAUGGCACGCGGAGAGCUCGAGAGGGCGUUGCAGGCGGAGGGAACACACGGGAGGUGACAGCUCAAACUCCUCCUAUUCUCACAAUGCUCAGGAGCGCAUUGUGGUGAACAUGGCAGAGGAGGAAGAUUAAGACCCGUCGAGCUGCUGCUGCUUCCUCCUCCUCCUGACCACCGAGCCACUUGUUGGCUGCUCUGAGGCCCCUGUGGUGGACGGCGCAGCGAUGGUGCGGGGCUCUGGUGAAGGGAGGCAGCGCUAGCCUUGCGGGCAGGCGAGCGAGCGGCCGGGUUGCGUUUGUGCGUGUGCUGAAUUCAUUUAUUAAUUCUGUGUGUAUGUGUGUGUGGAAGGCAGGCAGGCAAGACCAGGAAGCGCUACGAAUCCGGGGCUUGGCUCUGCGUGUGAUGAUCCGGCUAUGGAGGGGCAGCGUCGGGGAGCUAAGAAGGAGGCAGAUGCUUGGCCGGUGAGGCGGCUGGCGCGCCAGGGGCCCGCGGCCAGGGGCACAGCCGGCAGCCGUCGCCGCUGCUGCCGGGACCGGGCGCCGCUCGCCCGGUGCAGCAGCAGCAGCAGUAGCAAUAGCAGCAGUAGUUCGCAGCUGGGACUGGGCGCCCUUUGCAUUGCAACUCCGCAUUGCUCGUAUUAUUGCGGCUCCGCGUGAAAGGAGGAGGGCCAGCCAAGAGGAGGAAAGGAAAAGCGGGGGGGAGGCAUCGAGAGGGGAAGGGCAGAUCGCAGCAAGGAGGAUUGGAGGAGGAGGAAAGGGGGCAGCCGCCCGCAGCAGCAGCAGCAGCCAUGCUGCCCGGGGUGGGUGUGUUCGGCACCAGCCUGACCGCCCGGGUCAUCAUCCCUCUGCUAAAGGACGAGGGCUUCGCGGUCAAGGCUCUCUGGGGCCGCACUCCGGAGGAGGCGGAGGAGCUGGCCAAGGAGAUGAGCGUGCCUUUCUACACCAGCCGGAUAGACGAGGUCCUGCUGCACCAGGAUGUGGAUCUGGUCUGCAUCAACCUGCCGCCGCCGCUGACCAGGCAGAUCGCCGUCAAAACUCUAGGUGAGUCGACAUCGUGGCCCGGCUUUGUUGGGGGUGGGGUGGGGGGCGGAGGCCCUGCCCUGGAGCGGGAGGUGGGUGCGUGGAAAUAAGAGGUGGCUUUUUGAAAGGGGAGGCGCCAUGGGUUCAACCCUGUUGGGAAAUCCAUUGCCUUGGGUGGGGUCCUGUUGCAGCAACCCCUUGCGGGGAAAGGAAAGUGCUCUGCACAUGCCCAGAGGCAGGGACUUGUUAUUAUUAUUACUCCUUAUGCUCCAGAACCAUAGGUAGAAGAGCCGUAGCUCAAGUGCUUUGCCAGCAGAAGGUCUCUGGUUCAAUCUUUGGCAUCUUCAGGUAGGAAUAGGAAGUCUUCCUGCCUGAAGUGUCAGACCGCCGCUGCCAGCCUGUGUAGACAGUGCUGGGCAGUAGUCAGUCUUGGAAUAAGGCAUCUUCCUUAGGUGACCUGAUGCAAAGUGUUCUUAUCGGAGGCAUUAUGCUGCUGAGUAUUAGUUGCUGGGGAGCAUGGGCAGGAAAAUGCAACUGUGCCUAGGCAUCUGAUUGGCCACAGAAUGCAGGACUAGAUGGGCCUUUGGUCGGAUCCAGCAAGGCUAGUCUUACGUCCUUUAGACCUGACUCUUCCACAUAAAGAAGAUUCCAAUCCUCCUGAGGUUAUUUUAAGUCCCAGGCAUGGAGGGUCAUCUCAAAACAUUCCUGUAUUCUUUGUGAUUUGACCUGAGGUAAUUUCUAAAACUCAAGUCUUUUUGGAAGCCUCAGUUCUAGUCUGCAAACUCUAAUCCUGGGAGGAUUAAUUGGUGAAGGAAAGGUCCUCUGCACACACACAAAGGUAGCCUUGGCUGAUUUUUGGCACUGGAAAUGGGCUCCACUGCUGAGUCUUGGAGAACCUUCAAGUGAGGUGUAGUAAUUAGUGGAACAUAGCCCUUGACAGGCUCUAAUUUAAAGCUCAGGGAGGAGCUCUGACUAUCCUCUCACAUUUUUUCCAAACACACCUCGAUGAUUAUUUCUGGUUGGGAUGGAAUUCCUCUUUCCCAGGUGCUUCUUUGAAGCCAUGAGCUGCCUAUGCUUCUUUACUUAUCUUAUUUGUAUCACACCAUUUGUCAAUAAACUGAGGGCCAGCAUGUUUUGCCAUUGUUUCAAAGCUAAGAUAAAAAUAUCACAACCGCAAAAACUAUGUAGAGAACAGCUAUGCUGAGAGAAAGUAGAUGACUGAAAAUCACCCACCUGGAGAGCUUCAUGACUUGAGUGGGGAUUUAAAUUUAGUGUUUCUGAUUCAACACCAUCAUGCCACACUUUUAAAUGACACUGUUCUGCCUCUUUCUUGUGCUCCAUUAUUUCUGUUUUGGCGCCAGUAAGUAAGACAUUCCAAGUAUUAGUCUUUCAUGUACAGAUGAGUAAACUCGGGGUAUGUGCACAUUACCAUUUACUCUGCAUCCAGUGUGUUCCCACAGCUAGAUUUUGAGGCCACAGCCCAUAUCGAUCCUGUAGUUUCUUGGCAACAACUACUACUUGAGGUGUUAUUUUUUCAUGAAACCAGUUUCAAUCUGACUACAAAAUGUAAGCUGCAUUCACUUCAUGCUUCAGAAUGGUAUGAACCUUCAAGAUGGCUGUGUCACAUGCACAGAUGAGUGUGCGUGCGCAGAUGGGUGUGCAUGUGCUGGUGAGCCUCAUGAAUAGUUUGGGAAGGGGGAGGGGUUUUCAGGGGAGGGGAAACCAGAAGCGCCGUGCAUGUUAUGUGAACAUGCCUUCCUCUGAUGUGAACAACACUGUGCCGAUGUGGCUUGAAACUCAGCAGAGGAAAAUGGUUUUGCUGCAUUUUAAGCCACAAAUGUGAACAUACCCAAAGAGUAGGAAUUGGGAAUGCUGAGAGAGCUGUGAAAUAACUAUGGAUGUAUCUAGCUAGAAAUAAAUGUAGUUUUUAACUUUCAGUCGCUGCAAAAAAUGUCACCUGAUAUGUUCUUUUCUUUUGGGUGAGGGAGGGGAGAAAUGUUUUGUUUCUUAGCUUUCAUAAUCAAGGGCAGCUGUUGCCCAUUGGGUGGAGUUCUAAUUUUGUUUGCAUCCUCCCUGCUGAGGUCUAAAUGGGCAACACUUAAGAGUAAGGUGGAGGCAGCUGACAAGCAAUGCCACCCUCAAGAUGGUUUCAAGAAAGCAGGCAGACUGACGGGUGAGGGGUGUCUGAGGAAAGACUGAGUUUAGUGGAGUGGUGUUCCAUUUGCCCUGAUGGGCAGGCCUUCCUUUUGAGAACUGCUUUAUAGGUGUAAUGCAACAAAUCUGAGUAUACUGAAUCACUCAUUUAGUAUGUCUGAAAUAGGCCAUGGAACUCUGGUACCUGGAUAUAUUGGUAUCAUUUUACUUUGAUAUGAUGGGUGAUGAACACAAUAAAAAUGGGCAUAGUUUCUUUCUUUCCUUCCUUCCUUCCUUCCUUCCUUCCUUCCUUCCUGUUAUUUAUAAGAAUUUCCCCCCAAAUAUAAACUCCUGCUUGUAGAAAGUGUACUGUAUAACAACAACAACAACAACAACAACAACAACAACAACAAUUUAUUUAUUCCCUGCCCAUCUGACUGGGUUUUCCCAGCCACUCUGGGCGGCUCCCAACAGAAUAUUAAAACAGAAUAAAACAUCAAACAUUAAAAACUUCUCUAAACAGGGCUGCCGUCAGAUGUCUUCUAAAAGUUAGAUAGUUGUUUAUUUUCUUGACAUCUUAUGGGAGGGCGCCACUACCAAAAUGGCCCUCUGCCUGGUUCCCUGUAAUUUCACUUCUUGCAUUGAGGGAACCGCCAGAAGGCCCUCGGUGUUGGACCUCACUGUCCGGGCUGAACGAUGGGGAUGGAGACGCUUCUUCAGGUAUACUGGGCCAAGGCCGUUUAGGGCUUUAAAGGUCAGCACCACACUUUGAAUUGUGCUCGGAAACAUACUGGGAGCCAAUGUAGGACUUUCAGGACUGGUUUUAUAUUGUCUUGGGGGGCCACUUUCUUGUAUAAGAGAGCAAUUUAUUUUGAUGUUUGGGAUUGUGGAAGUGCUUGUUCUUUGGGAAGGGCUGUGGCUCAGUAGUAGAACACAUUCUUUCCAUACGAAAGGUAGGGCUGUUGUUUGCAACCCCCCCCCCCCCCCGGUGGAAGCAAAUACUAACAUGGAAAUAAACGCGAAGCUCGUACUAUAUUCCGUUAUAUUGCUGAAAGUGGCUUUUACGUUGUGUGAAAUCGCAAAUACAGUGUGGAAACGUUGGGAAAAGGAAAUAAUCUGUUUUAUAAUCUGAAAAUUAUAUAAGAAUUUAGUAAGAGAGAUGCAGGAUCAUGAACGUCAGUCAACCGAUAUGUGUCAGUGACACUCACAUAGCUAUAUUUCUCAUGGCGCUGCAAGUCAGAGAACAGUAAGGCCAGUAACAGAUGCAAACUGUGAUUUACAAAGCAACAUAUAACCUAAUGCAAGGGUUCACAAGCUGCUGCCCGUGGACUACCAGUGGUCCAGGAGCUUCAUUCAGGUGGUCGGUAGCAAGUUUGUAUUAAAUAUUCAUAUUGUUGUAAAUUGCAUUUUGAAUGCUUCUUUUAUUUCUUAUAUAUUGUAUUGCAGUCAGAAUUCUGUGGAAUGCAGAUUAUAAUGCAACGAAAUACAGCAUGAUUUAAAAAGCAGAAAUAUAACAACAAAAUUAAUUAAGAUACAAUAAGAUUCCAGAUAGAUACCAAAACAAUAAGAGAAAUAGUAAGCCCACUAAUGAGCAGAUGCCAGCUAAAAAGUGCUAGUUGAAAAUAAACUGUCCUUCAGAGCACACUUAAAAGCUGGCAACCAAAGGCACACAUGCAUGUCUGUAGGAAGGUUGUUUCAUGAUUUGUUCCAAAGUUGAAAACGCCAUUGCUCCUAUUCCCACCAAGCAAAAUUCAUAUGGUGGAGGAACAGCAAGAAGAGCCUUAGAAGCUGGCAGGAGUUCUCAAAAGCUUACAUAUCUGGGAGAUAAUUCCUGACAUACCAGUUGGUUCUAGGCCAUUAUGCGCAUCAACAGCUAAAGUCAACACCAUGAAUUGAAUCUGGAAGCUGUUUUGGGGCCGGUGGAGGUAAACAAUAUGAUAUAUCCUACUGGUCUCAUCUGAAUUUAGCAUUCUUCAAGGGCAGCCUCCUGUAAAGUACUUUGUAAGUAAUCCAAAGAAGUAAAAAUAAAUAAAUAAAUUGUCCAGUAGCACCUUAGAGACCAACUAAGUUUGUUCUAAGGUGCUACUGGACAAUUUAUUUAUUUAUUUCGACUGUGUCAGACCAACACGGCUACCUACUUGAACCAAAGAAAUAAGUUUCACUACAAUGCAUGCGCUAGCUUGAGGAUGAAUGGCGUUUGGAUCCAAUCCUGCAAUAGCUAAGUGAUUGUAUAUUCCUGUCGCUGUGUUCUUCUCAGAGACUAAGAGUUAUUUUAAUUUUUUUAAUAUACUAGGGUCUCUUUGGUUGGGCCUAUUUCUUUUGUAUAACUCCAGCCAAAGCAGGCUUAAUCUAUGUGAUAGGUAUAAUUAUUCAAUUCCAAAUAGAGAAGAGCCCUGUGAAAACUACAGUUUUGCUGUUAACAGAAGAAGGGUCCUUAAUCAGGCAACCUGCGAAAGAAUUCACUGAACUCAGAACUCGUAAAUAGGAACGUAGGAAUCUGCCCAUUAGAGGGUAACGAAGAAGAAAUACCACUACGAUUACUACGAUUAUUGUAGUUGUUUUGCAAUAAUGCAAUAUUUGACUAUACCAGUCCACAACGACCAUGGCAUGUAAUUGUCAGGAUGAGAGAUGUGUUUGUUGUGUAUGCCUUAAAUGAGGAUGAAAGUGUUCGUGAGUGAGUGCAAAAAAAGUGUGAUUAUUUUAUUUCCCAAUAAGAGGCAUUCACCACGUGUGUUUUUCAGCUGAUGUUUUGUGCAUAUUUUUCAAAAUGCCAAACAAUUAUUUCCCUUCAGUGUGUGACCAGAAAUGCAUAGCCUUUUCUGGAAAGAAAGGAAGUGUCUUCACUUCUGCUUUUUGAACCCAUCACACGUUGUAGUGACUGUUUCACGUCAACUUGGAAUAGAAGAUGAUGAACACAGGAACAGGAGCACAUCCUCCUCUAAGUUGGUGCCUUCUGGCCUUGUUCCUAACUUCUUAAUAGCAGCCUGGUACUGAGAAAUUAAGCAGGGGAGGUUUUUCGUCUUUUUAGCUCCCUUCGUUAAACUCUGUAAUUUAUUUGUAAUUUAUUUUGCUGUUAAGAGCUCAGGCCAUGGGUACAGGACCUGAAUGAGGUAGCAACCCUGUUUUUUAUGCUACCCCCUCUGUUCCUUCCCAAGGUGUCCCCAGUCUGUCACUAUUUUGCAGGAGGGAGUCAAGCACUGGGAAAACUUGGUGAAAACUUGCUUGGGUUUGAGUACAUAUAUUUUGGCAUAUGCAUGGAAGUGAAACACCCGCUCAAGAUGCAGUUGCACUGUAUUCUCAAUUUAAAAAAUGAGAAUUAGGCACCUACCGUUAAAAAUAUGACCCUGUGUUGUAUUCAGACAUGUACUAAAAUAUGUUUUACGUCAGAUAAAUACUGUAAAUAAAUACAUACACAGGGAAUUAUGUUACUGGCUUUUGGAACUUCUUGUGUCAAAUGUUUUCCCUCUGCCAAGAAGAUUUCCUGUGGUUUUUCUCUUGGUUUUCUGUGUGCAGUUUGAGGCCCUUUGAAUACAAGCAACUUUUGGGAAAGAAUAUGCCCAGCUGUCUGUGAAAUUGACAAACAUAUUUUUAGAUUCUAAAAUCAAAUCCUGACAAUAUCGUUUCAUGGAGUGGCCUUUGGCUGCUUGCCAGAAGUACUUUUAUUGCAUCAUUAUUGUUUGCAGCAUAUUCAGUAAUGUUGCAUUACUACCAGACAGACCGGUCAUGCUAAAGGUUCAUUAGCAAUGUCAUGGAUAAUUAGCGAGCUAGUUUUGGCAUAGAGGAGUUGUCUAGCCUGUUCCUAAAUGCAUUUACUUGGAAGUAAACGCUCCUGAUUUCAGCAGACUCAAUUCUAAGAAAGUGCUUGUAGGAUCAGUCUUUGGGGAAGAGAAUGAAAUAAAAGCUCUCGUGUUAUCUUGGUCUAGUAUUCAGACUCUCAGAUGUUAAGAAUCUUGGCUAACCACUGAUACAAUUAUUUUCAAAAAGAACAAAGUACUAUGAAAUACCUUUUUUUUUAAUUAGAGGACACGCUGAUCAAUAUUGCAUUUCAGUUUAGUUUUACACCAGUAAAUAAUACACAGAUGCUGGUCCUCAUGGAAAGCAUCUUGAAGAUAUUUUACUCUCCCCUAUAAUUGCCCUAAAAAGUGCACUUACUCACAAUCAUUGUACAUCAUCCUUUUUUUUUUUUUAGAAAGGGAACAUCAAUAGACUGGACUGGAGUGCUUCUUCUCUCCCAGCUCUCCCCCCCCCCCCCCAAUUCCUGGCAAGUAUCUUUUUAGUGGCUAUUAAUAUGUCUCCUAUUGGUUGUCAUUAUUUUGAUAUACGGUUAAAGAAAGUGAAGCUUAACAGCAUGAACAGUUUGCCCUUCAUGACCCAGGAUUCACAUGCCUCAGAGAGCACCUCUCUUUCUAUUGCUCCCUCUCUUCAGUCUUCCUCUCAGGCCCUGAUCCAAGUUCCAGUUCUGUGUAAAGUGAGACCAUGGUGAGGAGAAGUAGUUUUAUAUCAGUCCCCUUGAGGCUAUGGACUAAUGUCCCCCCGACUCACAGAUCUGUGCUGCUCUUUGUUCCCUUCUGGAGGUGGUGCAAAACCCAUCUCUGUUGUUUGGCCUUUGGCUCAGCUGCCCAGUUUCAUGCCUUUGUAUUUUGGUGAGCGUCAAACAAGCCAUAGUUAAGGAACAGUGCUGGAUUCACAUGUAAGCAUCAUAGCUGAAAUGAACCAAGAUUUGUCAGCCAGCAGCAAACCAUGGCAUCAGGUUGUGUUUUUUGGCAGUAAACAAGCCACACUUAAACUGCUGGACUGGGUUCACACAUAAUGCUAAACCAUGAUUUAAUCAACCAUAGUUUAAUCAACUAAUGAUAGUUUAAUAAACUAUAGUUUAGCUUUAUGUUAACCUGGAAAUUAACAAGUUAUUUUAAGUUCUGUAUAUUGCUUAUGAUUGACUAUAUUAAGGAAACAUAUAUCAUUAACAUUUUAAAUACAUUAGCCUACUUAUAUUUAGAUUUUUGAUACUUUGAAUUAAUUUAUGGUCCCUCCCACCCCAUACUCUCUGUACACUCAGUUCCACCAAUCUAAAAACAUCUUGCUGUGGGCCUCAUUCGAACCCAUAUCAUUAUCCAUUGGUUCUCUAAUUACUUCCAAAUUUCCUGUUAGCAUGCAGGACUGAAGUGCUGUUAUUUAAUUCACUAAAAAUGAUGGUCUCCUGUCAUAUUAUUAGGUGCUAUCAUUAUUUACAUGCUGAAUGAAAAUAGUUGCUACGUUUUACUAAGGUUAAGUAUUUUCAGAACAUUCAUUCUGGAAUAUUAAUAGAGUCCUUUUGUGUCUGAACUUGAAUACAGACUGUUUUCCUCAGUCCUUUAAAAAAAACACCAGGCUCAUAUUUUAAUAGGGCUUUGUUCUUCUAAACAGCUGCUGUGGUUCAGUCAUUGAUUAUACCUUAGGUACAUCAGUAAGAUCAAGACAGAGUUGGAAUAAUUUAUGUGUCUGAAGUUAAUCCCUAGCCUCCAGAUGCUGCCAGAUCAUCUAUGGCAGAAAUUAUUUAUCUUUGUGGUUCAAAUAAAUACUUACAAACAGCAAAUAUUUUUAUGUGUCUGAAAAAAGUCAUGUUUCCUCCUGCUCUGGAGGGUAGGACUCAAAUCAGUGGCUUCAAAUUACAAGAAAGGAGAUUCCGACUAAACAUCAGGAAGAACUUUUUGACAUGUUUGACAGUGGAAUGGUCUCCCUCGGGAGGUUGUGCACUCUCCUUCCUUGGAGGUUUCUAAGCAGAGGUUGGAUGGUCAUCUUGUCAUGGAUGCUUUAACUGAGAUUCAUCCAUUGCAGGGGGUUGGACUAGAUGACCCUUGGGGUUCCUUCCAACGCUACAAUUGUGUGAUUCUAUGUCAUGAUGCAAAAUGGUGCUCAGCUCCCUGCACCCAGCAAAGUGAACACAUCCUCAGUACUUAGCUGUUUCUUUCUUUCUUCCAGUUUUGAGCCACAAUAGUAUCUUAAUAUUCUCAAAACACCUUUGUGGAUUUAGUCUGCUUGAAAAUGAAUGUAGUAAUACUUGUGUAAGUCAUUUUUGGCAAAUGCUUUUACAGUGCAAACUUGUACAUGCCUGUUUUGAAGCAAAUCCCAUUGCGUCCAAUGGGGCUUACUCCCAGGUAAAUGAGUGUAGGAUUGUGGCCGAAAGCAUUUAAUGAACAGACACAUGACAGGAAAAUAUUAGGAUAUAUAUUUAAGGUCCUAUUUUGAUGCUCGUGGCUACAACGUGUUCAUAGCACAAUCUUAAGAAGCCUUAAUGAUUUUUGUGAAGCUGUUUACUUUAUAAAUUAUAUUUUAUUAAUUUUCCAUACAUUCAUACCACAUUACAAUUUCUAUUAAAUUUUCCGUUUUUGACUUCCUUCGGCUUUUCUGCCAAUCAUCCAAAUUCUAACUUCUUCAAUUACACAUUUCCAAAUUUUGCUAUUGCCUUUAUACCUACCCCCCCACUUCUAUUUUGCCUUUUUACAAUAUUUCUUAGGCUGUUACAGAGCUUCUCUAAAUGCCACUAGCGUUAUUCCAUUAUCACUUAUACAUUCCCAGUAUUCAACUAAUUUUCCCCAGUCCUCGAUGAACUUUUGAUCUCGUAGAUAUCUGAUCUUCCCAGUCAGUUUAUCAAGUUCUGCAUAGUCUUAUCAGCUUCAUUCUCCACUCCUCCAACGUUGGUAUUUGUUCUUGUUUCCAUUUCUGGGCCAGUAAUAUUCUUGCCGCUGUUACUGCAUAUUGGAAAAGUUUAUGGUCCUUUCUAUUUAUUUCAUUACCGACAAUUCCUAAAAGAAAAGCCUCUGGUUUCUUAACAAAUGUAUAUUUCAACAUUUUUUUCAGCUCAUUAUAUAUCAACUCCCAGAAGCUUUUCACUUUCUUACAUUCCCACCACAUAUGAUAAAAUGUACCAUCUUUUUCUUUACAUUUCCAACACCUCUUACAUGUUUUGUACAUUUUUGCAAGUUUUACUGGUGUAAUAUACCAUCUAUAUAUCAUUUUCAUAACAUUUUCCUUUAAUGCAGUACAUGCAGUAAGUUUAAUACUUUCAUUCCAUAGUUUUAUCCAGUCGUUAAAUUGUAUAUUAUGACCAAUAUCUCUGGCCCAUUUUAUCAUGACUGAUUUAACUUCUUCAUCCUUUGUAUGCCAUUCCAACAAUAUCUUAUACAUUUUGGAUAGGAUUUUAUAUUCAUUAUUUAUUAUUUCUAUUUGAAAUUUAGAAUCUUUCUCUGCAUAUCCAUAUUCUUUAAAAUCUUUUUUAAAAAAGAUUUGUGAAGCUGUUUAAUAGAAUUUUCUAAUGUAUCUGUAUCAGUCCCUGUGUUGUCUUGUUUAAACAGACAUCUUCUGCAUUGCAUUCAGUAAUUCAGAUCUAAUUGCUCAAUUAACCCCAAAGAGAGUAGGGUUAAAUCCCAACCUGGUAUCAUUUUAGAGAGAAUAGUAUUGUUUCUGCUAAUAGCCUGAAGUUUGUUGAUUAACAUGAGCAAGUUAAAAGCAAAUUGAAGAAGUGUGGAUGGAGGCCAGCUGCAAACAAGGCCAGACAUUGCCAUCCUAAGCAUACUUACCAAAGGAUAACUUGGGGAACCAAGAAAGACAUUUUACGCUGCACAGUUGUAUUCUAUUCUAUAAUGUAUCUUGAUAGCUAAGAUGCUUGAUCAUUUAUCUUGACACUUGGAUAACAUGGUAGCAGAAAUGUAGGCUGAACCUUGGCAGAAACACAUUGUGGAUACUAGGUAAUUAAUUGCAUUAUAUGCAGUGAAAUCUGAGCAUGUUUGUGCAUGUGGCAUGACAAAGACAAAAUCCAAAAACCUGGUACCACUUGUUUAAGGACUGCUUGAGACUGGCUUUUUUGCAGGUGUGCUCUGCAACAGGUCAUUGAUGCAAUAAUAGCACAUUAGUGGUUGAUUCAGAUAGGGCUGCCCGUGCAUCAUUCUGCAUCUGAAAUGCAUCCCCAGUGAUACGACAUUACAUCUGUCCAGAGCUGUGGGGUGGGAGAGCUGGGAAAAAAUUCGCACCUGGCAACCAGCACAUAUGUUACUGUGGCUGAUACUUCAUGCACUCAAUUAUAUGUAACAAUCAGGCACAGAUGAGACAGUUAAUUUUUUUUAUUUUUUCCCUUUAGUGACAGUGUGAAUCAUGAGAGCUAUAUACAGUGGGAGGGGUGUUUCUCUCUCUGAAACAUGAAGUACACUCUGAGUAUUUCCUUUCCUUUCACAUUUGAUGCCGUUACAUCAAAUAAGGGGGUAGGAUGAAGGUUUUAUGGUCAUAUUUGCAGGGGGUUGGACUUUGGCUUUGGGUGUCCCUUCCAACUCUACAAUUCUGUGGUUCGAUUAUAGAUUUUAUAUAUAUAUAUAUAUAUGUAUGUAUUUGGAGAGCUAAUCUUGAUGUUUAUUUUGCUCUAGGAGGCUUAGUUUGGUCAGAAUCGAGUAUAAACUUCCGGAGUUAAUGCAAAAUACAUUACUUCUGGUAAAUGAGCCACCAUAGCUGCUAGAGGGCUAUGAAAAUUUGUGUCCCGGGCUUUUUAGACCCGUCUACCUAUGUACUAUCUGGAACCAAAGUGGCACAUUGGUUGUCAGAAGUGAUUUUUUUUGGCAUUGUUUUCAGCUCUCUCUCUCCCCGCCCCCUCCCCCAGGUGCAUUCUUGUGCAAGAAAAGUGUGGCAGAAAAACACACCCUGCAGGACACCUGUGGUAAUAGCAUGUUAGAGAUUUCAGGGAGUCAUAGGACAUGCACCGACUGGAGCCAUAUGCAGUACUGAAAGUGGGAUCACAUAUAGCCAUAAUUCAUGAGCUUAAAUCAUCAUGAACGCUCAAUACAAAGGACUUAUGGAGGGGCCCUAUAUCCAUAUGCAGACCAUAUACAAAGUGUUGCAAGUCCAUUAGUUUUGUAAUAUGUGUGCAUCCCCAUUCUUCCUCCUGGCUUAGCUUUUUUGCUACUGUGCCUCUAAGUUUCUGUAAUAAUUAAGGCUGCAUGUUUUCGAUCCCAGUGAGUAUUUUGGUACUUCUGAGCUUUAUAGAGCUGUAGCACUUGGGUAACAGUCCCUCUUAUCUCUGGCCAUGUUGCUGCUGUGGUUCAUAUUGCAUGCUUCUUCACCCAGUGUGGAGAAUGACUGUGCUAUAGAUGGACUGGGACAAAUUGCAUUGUCCUGGAUCUCCUAAUUAAACCAUUUCUACAGAAUAGGAUUGUCACACUCCCAGUCCUCCAGUCCGUGGCAGGUUUAAGGCAUAGCCCUCUUUUUCUUCUGAAACCUCCUUUCUAGCUGAACUGUGUAUUGCCUUCUUGGAUAUCGCCAGUCUACUUACUAAAGUUAUGCUGAUUCAGCACAAGCUUUUUAGAUGCAUGAUUCAAAACUAUGCAGCACUCUUUUGUGGCCACGUUUUAAAAUGGGUCUCAUAGUGCCGCGUAUCGAUCUCACUAACCAAGUGUAGUAUUAAAAGGGCUUGCAUAUGAACAUCAAUAGAAAUUAUGAUGCAUUAAAUUAGCUAAUUGACCUUAGUUCCAGAGCUGUCAGCCAAGCAUCUUUUUUUUAACCCACUUGGAUAAAUGUAAGUAAAUAAUAAUCUGUCAUAACACAGUGCUGCUACUUCACUUUGAUUUAUCAUUCCCAUUUUAUAUAAAAUCAUUAGUUGUUUGUGCAUACUAGGACAGUAAAAGCACAUUUCAUAGCUAUCACUUGUAACACCCCUUGUAUUCUCAAGAAUGAUUUCAUUAAGCUGUUUACACCAUCCGCAAGGAUGGCCUAUAGCAACCUUCUCCAAUUUGGAGCACUUCAGAUGGUUUUGAACUGCAACUCCCAUCAGCUGCUGCCAACACAGCUGUCCUGACAGGGGCUGUAAGGAGUUGUAGUCCAAAACAUUUGCAGGACACCAGGUUGGAUGGAUGGAUUAGAGUGAUGCACUUAAUGUAAAAGCACUAUUAAGUGCAAAAGUAUAAAGAACUUUAAGCAGGUUGCAUUUGUUGGCUAAUGCUUUAAUGUAUUGCUGCUGCUGCACCUCAGACAACUCAUGCUAAUUAAAUUGCCAUCAUCCCAUUCACAUGUAUUGAUUCAACUUACCUCUGUUUUCUUGCUAGAAAUUGGUACAAUCUGAAAUAUUAAGCAGAAAUACUUGUAGUAGACCUUGCUGAUCCUUCUCUCUUUUUGAGGUCUGCCCCCUCUGGAACCUAUUAAACCACCAUUCGGUAAUUGCUGUAUUGCCAGAAUGGAUGAAUUGCCACUAGAGGGAUUUUGUUACUUGCUGAAAACCUGAACUGACAUGGCUCAAUUAAAAAUAAAGGCAGAAGCUCUUGAUUAUGCAGUUUUUAAUGGGCGGCAAGUGUAUUCCUUAAGGAAAAUGGUUUGUAGCUCAGGUGUAGAUUUCAAGUUCCAAGGCAUUGUUUGUGACCUUGUCAGUAACCUGAGAAGUCCGAGGUUUUUUGUUUUUGUUUUGUUUUGCUAAUUAACCCCCAGCCCCUGAAUCUUUAAAUUUAUUGGAUAUAAAUAUGAGCUUGAAAACUGUGAUAUAACUAUUAAACACUUCAUGGGCAUGUAAACGGACUAGAGUAAAUUUGAGUGUUUUUUUCCCCUCAUUCCCCAGAUCUCGCAAUUCUGAAGGCCAUUUUGCAAUUUUAGCCUUAUUCUGCAAGCCAUCGCAGUUGAAGCAGCACCUAGUAAAGUUAAUUAUGCAUAAAUAAAUCAGACCUGCGCAACCUGUGGUGCACAAAGCCAAGCAUAGUGCACUAGUCAUAUAUUGUGGGCUUCCAAGAGCUUAAUGUACUUGUUAGUUUUUCUGCCUCUCUAAAUAAAUAGUCUCUAUAAAUAAGAUGCUCAGAAGCACCCAACAAUCCACAGUGCAUGCCUGGUGGCACAAUAGUUUGUUCAUCUUUGUGGCUCACAAGUUAUGUAUACCAAAGGUAAAUAUUCACAUUAGCAGGAGACUUGCAAGUUAUUUCCCCUGCCCUUCUUAGUGCUGAACAAGGUGGAACAUCCUGGCUGCUUGCGCUAUCAUAAACAGAGAUGAAAGCCUUGGGGUGGGGGCUAACCAUGGGGGCACGCAGGCAUUCUAAUACAAAUGCUUAACCAGAUGUUAAAAAAAUGAAUACAUGAAUUUUUUUUUAAAAAAAACACAUUUCUGUGUUGAAUCGUUUAAAUCUACAAAGCUGUCUAUAUUAGCUGUUCAAACAUGCUGUUGUUAAUACCGCUGUAUUAACAACUACCAUAUCAAAGGGAUAUGGUGAAAAAAAUGUGCAUUUAACAAUGCUUGGAAGUUCCACCUUAUCCUUCAUUUCCUCAUGUGAUAAAAACAAGGCAGUUUUUCCAAAUUCCUUAUGGUAGGAUGGAAAAUCACUUGAGGAACGUCUAGAAAAUACUCAGCUAGUCACUGGAAAGGGGCUUUGUGAAACAAAAUAAAACCUGAUGGUCAUCUUCUAGGCAUGUAACUGAAAGAGAUACCUUUCACAUUGUCAGUGUACCUUUUUAAAAAAGUAGCGUCCGUAGACUAUUUUUUUCCUGAUAGAGUGGCAUCUCAAAGAGAUCUCUUGAGUUUUGAAGUAACAGGUUCCAACUUUCAGAACAAAAUCUUUCAACCAAAAUCCCCUAAGGCUGUCAUUAAAAAAUAAUAAAUCAAAUUAGGUAAAUCCAAGCAUAUAUGCAAUGUGACUCCAUAUGCAUAACACUUUCAUAUUGCUAAAUAAGUCAUAGGUUAACAAAAUGAAGGUUGCACAACAUCCACAAGUAAUUGCUUCUGUUCCUCAGCCACAGUUACGGACCACAAUCCAGAAAGCUAUUUAAGGUAGGUACAUAGCCAAAUGUUUGACUUUUUAUCUUGGAGCAGCAGUCUGCUAUGCUGUAUUAAAAAUAUUCUAACAUGACAAGAUUCAGAAAUGGUUUGUUAAUCAGCAUGGGAGGCCUGCUGCUUGAAAAGCACAGAGUACAUGGAAGCUCACCGUGUGGUUCCGUACAUUAGGAUGUCCAGAUGUGGGGGGGACGGGGGGGACAGUUUCCUGCACCUUCAAGAGAGGAAGUUUAAGCCAGCUUGUCAUACUGUUUUUCUCCUCUGUGGCCAUGGCUUAGAAUUUUCCCCUUGUGGUCUAGCUGAAAUCUAGCUUCCUGUGAUGUAGUCUUCACCAAGAAACACCACUAAACUAAUACAAUAUAUAGAUAUUUUAAAAAGCUUCUCGGAGAGAUAGGGAAACAGGAACAGCUAGAAACAACCUAGGGUAGGGUGAAAAAUCCAACAGGUCAAAUUUCAAAAGCCAGAUAAUUUAGCAUCCCUAUAAAUAUUUUACUUUAAAGGGGGGGGUGUGGGUGUGUAUAGUUGCCUUUGGGAGGAUGGGCAAGACAGACAACCAAGCCAAACAAACAAUAAAUUCAUUCAUUCCCUAUUGACAGCAAAUUCAAGGCGGUUGUGUGCACAGGGCCCUUUCUACCAUUAAGCAGAGUGAGGCAUUCACCUCAGGCAACAGGUGCUGUGGGACAGAAGUGGCGCAUGCCCCAGGCUGUUCCUUCUGAGGUCACAGCCAUUUCCCCGUGUUGCCACAUUGCCUCUCCUGGGCCCCAUAAUCUGACCUGCUGCUUCAGGUGCGGUGGAGGACACACUAUCCUGUCACCAGUGUUGAGAUAUUGUACAAAAAUAAGAUUCAAUCUGCUAGUCCUGUCUAUUUCUGUUCAAGAAUUUUUGAAGUCUGAAGAAGAAGAAUUUGGAGGCGGCACCGGCUUGUCCUUUGCCUCAGGCAGCAUAAACGCUUGGGCUGGCCCCGCCUGUACACCCCAAGAACAGAGCUGCAUUGUUCCCCUCUGCUUCCCCAAUUAUACUUCUUUGCCUUAAACACAUAUGAUUAAGAAUAAAGAGUUGGGUGUUGAAAUUGAACCUGGAAGUGCAGGUGAAGCACAGUGUUUUCUUCUUUUUCACAAAUAAUGAUACUGACGCAGGCAGAGCCACUAGUGGAAAGAGACUAAAUCAUCUGACUUUGCCACAUUCAUACUUUAACCACACUAACCUUUUUUUCCCUUCCCCUGUGGUCAAGCAAUGCGUGAGAAUUAGCAAUAUCCGGCUAGGGAUGCUUAUUUCGUUUUUGUUGCCGUCAACAAAGAGCAGUUUAUGAGUGGGAUGUUGUGGGCGCUUGCUUGUCAGAUGGUGCUGAAAAGUGGGAGGUCUGUGGUAUGCAGAGAACACUGUGUGAAACAUCAGAGAUGAUUCUUCAUGGGUAAAAGUGACUGGAAGGUAGGGCUAAUAUGUUCUACGCAUGCCAUUUGUGCAUGAGCUGAAGGACCUGAUUGGAUCAUGCUGCUACCUGCCAGGUUUACUCUGGGGUCCAUUGUCUUAGGCAACCAAAUCCAUUGGAUUGGUUUUCUUUAUUUGUGGUGGAAGGUCACAGUUUAGUUAUGUGGUGAACUAGCUUCUCAGAAGUCAGGAAAAAGCUCCCUUUUUUGCCUCAGACUUCCCUCUCCUGCCACUCACUUCCCUUGAACUGUAAGAUUUGAGAGGGAUUAUAUACAGCCCCCUUGGGAACAAAGAAUUCUGACUAAUCUGUUGAAGCAGAAGAGAAAUAGAACAGUGGCAGGAAUCCCCAUGAAUAUUGCAUAAAGUCCAUGGGAAUCCCAGUUUUUCUAAGAAACAAAAAUCAUGCAUGACCUUUUCCUUUGCUGUGGAGUCUGCCUGCAAACGUCCUUGUGACAGUCAUAUGUUCAUGAGUCUGUCUUAAUGGAUGUUGGGAACGUAAUAUUACAUCAGCUUCCUAUUAGCAGUGAUGGCUCAACAGUCAAGGGACUUGUGCAUUGCCUUUUAAUGCCAGAAGAUAUUCUUGUGCAGUUCAGCACACUAUUUGUUCCCCUAUGUUGCACAGAUAAUUUCUGCCUUAUUUGCACAGAAGAUGUACACGAUCAGUUGACAAUGCUAGAAGACAUUAUGAAAGUGUUGUGGUCUCCUAUUGUUGAAACAAAAAACGGAGAUGAUGAUGAUGAUGAUGAUAAAUUUAUACCCCACCCAUCUGGCUGGGUUUCCCCAGCCACUCUGGGCAGCUUAAUGUUUUAAAUACAUUAAAACAUCAGUCAUUAAAAACUUCCCUAAACAGGGCUGCCUUCAGAUGUCUUCUAAAAGUCAGAUAGUUGUUUAUUUCCUUGACAUCUGAUGGUAGGGCAUCCACAGGGCGGGUGCUACUACUGAGAAGGUGUAAAUGCAACAGAGGCUGCAUUCACAUAUUUUGAUAAGCCAGAAUAUCUGCCUUGGUGUGGUUUAUCAUGCACACCUCCUGAUUGCAACUGCUUUACACGUAUCCACACAGAAGCAGGGAAAACAAAUCAGGUACUCACUGUUAAACUUUGCUUCCAAUCAUGUUUGAUCCCAUAAUUAUGGUUUAUUGUUCCCUAACAAGCCAUGAUCGCUAGUCAGCUUUAAACCUGUUAGGGUAUGGUAAAUAUAUUGCACUGGUGUCCAAAAAGAAAUAAUCUGACAAGACUACUGGAUGAAGGGAUUUUUCAAAACCCCUCAAGGUUUAUUUCUCAUGGCAGACAUAGCCAUGAUGAACAGAGUACAGGUUUUAUACCUGUCUAAGAAAUUAACACUUAACACAGACUAGCUCACACUGACUAAAUUUGGAGAAGAGCAGGAAAAAUAUACAGCUCGAAAGGAACUGAUCUACUUGCCGACAAGUAGUUACUACUAAAAGGGAAGGUAUCAUUGCGGAGGAAGAACAGUUUGCUUUUCUGUCCUUUGCCCCUUUCCCUGGUUGAGGUACCCUAUUGUAAGUGUUGCUUUACUCCCAACAAAGCUAUGGGUUGCUGGUUCCUUACAGAUAAUGGCUUAUUAGGAGGCAGCAAACCAUGAUUGGACACAAUGGGAAGCCAAGCUUAACUGCAGCUUCCUGGUUUGUUUCAUUUGCUGGCCCAGUCCUACACAUGCUGUCUUUACUCUCUGUCUCCCCAAAAUGUUCAUGCUAGCCUGGGCCUUUUGCCUCAGUUAGCAACAGCUCCAGUAAGGUUUUAUGGUUCAUUUUUGUCAGAGACGGGGCCCUGUAAGCUUGGCAGGUUCUUGGCAUUGGAUUUGCACUGGCACUGAUUUAAGCAAUGGUAGUAUUUUUCCUCUUGCUCGGAGAUAUGCAGAAGAACUAGAUAAUCUGUGUUGAAGUUGGGAGAAGCAGUCGUUGUGUGUGUAGCAUAAAUAUUUCCUGGCUUGACAAUGCCUUCUUCCAGAAUCUCAUUUGUUGAGAACCCUGGUUUGAUAUACAGUAUAAGAAGCUCACAUGUGAUUUGAAAUUGGUUGUAAAACAACCCUUUAGUAGAAAUCUCUGCCUAGAGGAGCACAUUCAGGCAUGUGGCUUCUAUUUAUGCAGCUCAUAGGUUUAAAAUGAUGCUGAGAUUUGACUCUGGGCACUGUUCAGGUCUGCAAAGCAUUCUGAUUUAUUUUGCUAUGUUUUCUCCAUUUGCUGAUGCUUGGGAAGAGAAGCACCCAGAAAACAACAACAGUUAUAGCUUCUGGAAAGAGACAUGUGCACUGCUUUUUAUUUGUUACUGCACACUGGAAAACAUCCUAUGACUAAUAAUAGACUGUAUGAAUAAACUCACCUUUGAUCAUUCGUUCUGUACUCUUUACUUGCUUGAUAAGAAGCAGAGAAGGUUAAGAGUAAAGCAAUUCCACAUGGGAAAACUGCACUGUGGGAUGGCGCUGAAUAUCAUUUCUUUUAAAGUGUAUGGAAAUAAUUAUGGGAAAUGAGUAGAUUGUCGCUGUGCAGUUUUUAUGCAAAUAAUUCUGUGGGUAGCUGUGAAAUUAUUCAUACCUCACAGCUUUGGGGAAGAAUUCUAGCAAAGCAGGUGGGAGGCUGACAAGAUAGCAAGAUAGCAUUCAUAAUAAUAAUAAUAAUAAUAAUAAUAAUAAUAAUAAUAAUGUUAAAAUGCUACCAAAUGUUGCAAGCAAUAGUCAAUGCUUUUAUCACCUAUCCCUGGAAUCUGCAAAGAUGGCAAAUUGUAAAUAAAUUCAGAUCCAUUAUAAUGCAGACAAUAGGAAAGAAGGCUGUUUCUUUCUCUUGAGUACCUGCCCUCUCUACACCUGUACAUCAUAUGCCUCUGCCCAGUUCUUCCGUGUGUUUGUUCCUCAUUCACUUGGACUGUGAUUUUAUAUUCCAAAGAAUUCCGGUUGCAGUUCAGUAUUGCUGCUGCAGCUGUCCUAUACAGGGAAGGGGCUAAUGUGAGUUUCUAGCCUAAUGCACUUCCAAAGGUUGCUGUGAAAAUAAGAGAUUGGGAAUAUUGCUGCUCUAAAUCCUUGAAGCAAAAUGGGAAGAAGAACUAAUGACUAUGGUGUCGCAUCCACACCAUACUUUUAAAGCACAUGCCUUCCCCCAAAUAAUCCUUGAAAUGGUAGUUUUGUCCCUCUCAGAGCUACGUUUCCCAACACCUUAACAUACUAUAGUUCCCUCCGCAUGCGAAGACAGUCUCCGGUGGAUUGAGCGGAUGGGACCAAUAGUGGACCCAACAGUCAAGAAAGCAGUUUCUGCAUGUGCUGUAGAGGUGAGGGGCAGAUGGGGUUUGUCAACCUGGGAAGGUAGCCCAUCUAGGAGAAGGAAAACUCUGCUUCUGAACCUCCACUGCCUUGCAAGACAUCUUUGGAAGAAGAAAAGCCUAAGGAGAAAAUUCUACACACAUCCAGAGCAGAGUCCCUAAGAUGGUGCUGUGUACUCCUCCUCCUGGCAACUCCUGCAGCCAAGCGGGUGCCAGAUGUAUUGCUCUGCUGUCCUCUGGACCACAUCAGUGAGGCUGAGAGGGGGGUUCUGUCAUCUGGGCAGCCCAGGACCUCCAUGCACACUGCCCAGUCUUGCACCCCAGAAAGGUCACUUUGGUGCAGCAGUUUCACUUCACCCCCAGAGGCACACUCCAUUGUCUCUUGAGUCAGAUGGAUGUCAGCAACAGCAACAAAGUUAUGUUAGUUCAUGGAUGAGCAAGGACUUGAAACUAGUUAAUCUACAUCCAUCUAUUGGACCUGUUUGGCUUUCCUUGGCUACCACAAAUAUUUCCUUUGUCAACUUGACAAACUGAACAGCUUAUCAUUUAUUAACAAAGCAAUUUCUUCUACAACUAUGUUUUCAUCCAUUGUUAUGCUUGAUAACUGGGUUUCCUAUCUUCAGUCUUACACAUGGACACACGGACACACACACACACACAAAUAUUUUGAAUGAUAAAAUUUAUGAGGAAGAGCUGACAUGUUCCAAGAGCUGCUGCGACUAUUACAUUAGCUAACAGACACAAUAUCUGUAAAGGUCAGAGCUUCUGGGCUCAGUGCCAUUUUACACUGUACUGGAUGAUAGACAGUUUUUAAUAAUAUUUUAUCAACCAUUCACUCCCUGAGUCUCUCAACGUUAUUUGUGAUACAAAUAUUUGUUUCGAAAAUAUGCAGUCAUUGAAUCUCAUGUACUAUAGUUGUCUAUUACACAUUUUUAAAUGUGGUAAAAAUAGCAUGAUGAUCCUGUACCCUUUCUUAGUAUGUUCUAUCAGUGGCAUGUGCAGCAAAACAUUGUAUUUUAUCCCCACCUCCUAAGAAGUGUGCUCUUAGUCAGGGCUCACGACUCUGAUGUCCUCUUCAGGCCUCAUGGGAUGGAGAGUGAGUUUUAGGAUGGAUGGAGAGAAAUUACAUGUUUUUCCUUUCCCACCCCUCUUAAGGCAGAGGGAAAGUCAGACCUCUCUGUCUUUUUUCAGCUCCAGCCCAAAUAUGGUCGAGUGAAGUGUGUAACAUCCUACUUCCCCUCAGCCACUCUUGAAUAAUUGCUCCCUCAGUCACACUCAGUUAGUGAUCUAAUGCAUACUUCUUUGAUGCUGCCGGACUGUGAAGUGGCUUAUAAAUUUUUAUCAUUGUCAUUAUCACACAAUACAGUAACCAGCAAUAAAUCUGUAAUCAAGAGCUAUCUGUAGUAUUGUUGUGAUGUGGUAGAAUAGGGCAGGAGCACUAGAACUUUGUUUAAAAACUCUUUAUAAGUGCAGUACGUAUCUGUCACAGCAGACAUAAAAAAAACCUACAGCAGCAAAAAUAAUUUAACCCUUUGUUUCUUGUCUUCAAUAAGGUUGCAGAAUUUAAAACUCAUGCAAGUCAAGCCUAUUAUUUGUCUAUUCCACUUAACUCCUUUGACAAGGUAGAUUUUUUGCAUGUAUGUGGUUUUUGUUUUAUAAUCUUACAUCUGUAACGUGAAGAAUGUAUGAAGUAAUUUAUUUUGUUAUAUUUACUUAAGGAUGCACCUAUCCUAACUGACAUGCUUGUCUCGCCUGCCUUUACUUCAGUUUCCAUGUUUACAGUGCGAUAGGUAAGGGCUUAAUCCCAUAUUAAGGAUUCUGUAAUUAAUUUCUGUACCCUCUGCAAAAUGAAAUUCAUUCUGGAAUACGUAAGACAGAACAAGGGAGUGUUUUAAGAGAAAUGAAUCUAUUCCAUUUAAAAAGGAUGAUGCCAUGCUUGGCUUUGUUUUCUCUCGUUACAACACAUAUAACACAAGCCUACAGGAUGCAGCUGGGGUGAGCUAUGUCCGUUGAUUGUAGCCAUGUUUGGGAGGUAGACAAUAAGCUAAUGGCUGUACAUUCCUUGUUGAAUGGUACGUUCUGUUGGCUUGCAAUGCCGACACACACUCUUGUCUCUUAAGUGAGUGGUAUUUCGCUCAGGGUCCUGGGACCAAGGAAAAUAGGCUGCUGGUCAACAUUAUCACACACUUUAAAACUGAGAUGUUUGUUCUUUCGAAUGGCAGUGUAAAGACAGAGGUGGGGUGAGGCGGUGGGGACUUUUUGUAAAAGCUGUUCAGAUAUUCAUCACAUACACGUGGCCUUGAGAGCUGUGUUUAGAGGAGAGUCUGUGCAGUUUGUCACAUCAAGAAGCCCCGAGGGACAGACACGGAUGGCACUUAACAUACAGCUGCCUGAUUAGCAAGCCCUUGGCAUUAUAGAUCGUUAGGCAGCAUGUGCUGGAAAUGUGCUAAGUGCAACAUGAUAUAUAAUAACGUCCACUAAGAAUGGAGAUCUACCCUGUUGGUAUAACAGGCAGUGCUGAGAGUACCAUUUUCUCUCAAGUGUGCCUAUUUAAUAGUCACAAUAUCUAUUUGCUCAGCAUGCGUAACACAUUUGCAUUUAAUGAUAAUAUUUACCUUUCAUCUUGUUGUUUGCCAGUAGCCAAUUCUUUGCAUAACAUAUUUGCAUUUCCCUUUCCAGUUGUAUCUGUACAUUAGGGUUUGUGUACCAGCAAUAGCAACUUGGUAUAUUUUGAGGGUUGUAUCCAUAGCUAGUCCCAUUGAUGUUAAUGGGCACAACAAAGUUAGGUACAUUAAUUUCAGUGGGUUUGUACUCUGUAGGAUUAGCAUUGGGUACAGCCCUGAGUUUUAAAUUCUGAACACUAUAGUAUUCAGUACGCAUAUAGUAUGAAGCAUGCUUUAAAAACUACAGUAAAUAAGGCCAGUGAAAUGGGUAUUUGGUACCCACACCUACUCCUGCCCCUUGGGUGACAGGAAGGCCACAUUAGGCUAUGUUUUGAGCAUAUUCUUUGGGUAACUGUACACCUGAAAGUUUCUGAGUAAGGGACUCACUGAAACAAAGGCAUCAAGGGUUGUGGUUGGGCCCUUAAGACCCACUGACAACAGUUCCCUAAACCUUCUCCCAGUAUUUGAAAUUACCAGGUGCCAGGCACAUUUUGCACUUGGCUAUCAACCAUUUAAAAUGCAUGGACCUGACAUCUCCACCAUCUGAAGGUUCAUGCCUGGAGAUCAUUAGAUCUGGACUGCUUUCACACACUAACACCACAUCCUGUAGAAUUCUAUCAGUUAUAUUUUACCUGCACAAUUGGAAUGAAUUUCAGGAACCAAGAUGUUUUUUUCUGUGCAGCCUGAGAAGGAGCAGUCACUGUUAAGAAAACGAGGUCGGAAGAGGCCAACAGAUAUGUGGAUUGUCUCUGGAUCAAGUGACUUUUCUCUGUUAAGUUCUCAAAGUUCUUAACCUAGCUCAAAGUUGUCAUCAGAACUAGCCAGAUGUUUAACUGAGAAUCAUUCACAGUCAGUUCAGCAUUUGAAAAAUGAGACUUUAGAGCCAUCUUAACCAGAAAUGGCAACUAGACAUUCUAUUAUGGCGACUGUAACCUUGGUUUAAGGAGCCAUUUGGCAUCUGAGUUGCCUUCUCCUCUUCACCACACGCCAACCUGCUGGCCUGCCUGCCUCUCACUCAGUUGUAGUGGUGAGUGAGAAAGAGGAGAUGUAGCCGUUCAGCUUUAUCCAACAGGGAAGUGAGUGAUGGCAGUGAUGAGGUAGAGCAGUGGAUCUGCUGGCAACCUUGGAAGGAGGGAGGUAAAGGCCCCCCAAUGAGCGUUUCCCCAUAAAAACAGAACAAAACUCUGGAGCUGGCACUGGAAUAUGCCACAUCUUAGAUAUCAAUCCCAAUUAUUCAGUGAUACAGUGGAGCUUCCUUAUUGGUUAUAGGAGCCAGUAGCCACUUACCAACUGUGGUCAAAAGCAGAAAAUGAAAACCAUUCAACACAUCGACGGCAUGCCCUACUGAACAGACACUGCCAUGACCACCCUUUAAGGCUGUUGCGUACUGCCACUUACAUGCAGUUCUCAUUGCACGUUCCUUUUUUUGCUGCUGCUGGAGAAACCACCACCACCGGGUUGCAGUAAAAAAUGGCAGGCGUCCUAGAUGCCAGAGAAGCUUUGGGAGGGUAGGCACAUCUGCCCAUGGGCUGGUGACUUACCUAGACAUUAUAGGUCCUGAUUUUUUGUAAUGUUUCCUACAAUCAAAAAGUAUUAUUUCUGGAGACUUAUUGAGCUGUUACUCAUCAAAGUGGUUAAGGAGCACAAUCUGUUUUAACUGAUCUUAAUAAGAAGAGCCGGCUAGAUCAGGCUAGUCUCCCAUCUAGUCCAGCAUCCUGUUCUCACAGUGAGCAACCAGAUAGCCAUGGAGGAAUAUUAUUAUUAUUAUUAUUAUUAUUAUUAUUAUUAGGUAAAUCCUUCUAGCAACCAAGAAUACAAAAGCUGCCUACCCCCUUUCCUUUGGAUGCCUUUGAGAAACAGGCACAGUAUUUCCCCUCACAGCCUUAGAGCCAUUGAUUUCAGGAAGAAGAAUUGCCUGUUAUGGAUAAUACGCAUUUACUUUAGGAAACAAUAGGCUUGGCAGUCAGUAAGACAUGACCUAAUUUUGGGCAAUGCACUUGUCUCUUAGGAAGCUGCCUUGGCUUGAGAUAGAGAGUAGAACCAUAUAUGCAUGAGGUAACACUGUUAAGCUUUCCCCCCAGCUUGCAUCACCGGGCGUUAUGUUAGCAAUCCAGCGGAUUGGGGAAGGACUUUUUGUAAACUCUUUAUGAAGGUUGCCAACAUUUUGCUUGUCAGUGCUCCUGUGACUUUCAGAGCUGCACAACAAGCAGAAAUUGAAUCUUUUCCCCUGAGGCAGUCUGGUUUGUAGGAGUGACAGUGAAGCAGUCCAUGGUCCCGGAAGCAUCCUCCAAGAAUCUUUUGCAUAUGGCAGAAGAUACCUUCCAGAUCACGUGAUGCAGCUGCUUGGGACGGCAGAAUGUCUUGGACUAGCCCUGCCUCCAGGAACAAUAUUCAAAGUCUAGGUGCUAUCCUCCUUUUGAAGUCCAUUUUUAGAUUAGCACAGCUCCGCCCUUCCCUUCAGCAAACAAAACAUGUGAUCAAUAAACUGCAGUGUGUGAAUUUUUAGCUCUGACCUCUUCAGUAUGCUAAUGAGUCACUGCAGAUAUGGGUGUUCUCCUUUUAUCAUUUAACUGAGUGAUUAAAUAGCGGGUGUAGAAAAAAAAGAAAAGAAAGAAAAGCAAAAAGGAUGCUGGAUAGGAACUCCUGCUGCUGCUAUUGCAGCAGCAAGUUAUCUUAAAGAACAGUAGGUUAAUAUCUUGUCCAAAGCCUGAUGGGGGAGGACAGGUUUACUGUCAAGAGGACAUGUUUAGCUCUUAUGUUUACCACUCUAUGGAUGGCUUAAUAUGGCAGCGCAGUAUAUAUUUGCAGUUGCUUGCUUUCCAGUCUGCUGUGAUAUAGUGGUACCUCGGGUUAAGAACUUAAUUUGUUCUGGAGGUACAUUCUUAACCAGAAACUGUUCUUAACCUGAGGUACCACUUUAGCUAAUGGGGCCCCCUGCUGCCGCCGCAUGAUUUCUGUUCUCAUCCUGAAUCAAAGUUCUUAACCUGAGGUACUAUUUCUGGGUUAGUGGUCUGUAACCUGAAGCGUCUGUAACCCGAGGUACCACUGUACAAACAGAGCCAAAAUUGGAGGUUUUGAACUGAAAAGAGAGAUCAGUUGGAAUGUAUUUUGGAUAAGCAGUGUUUUCUUCUUCUUAAAUUUAAACUUUAAAAAUACUACACACAUAAACAGUAUUCCUGUUUGAGAAGGCUUCGAAGGAAUUUUUUUGUGUUGUUGUUUUUCCAAAAAACACUCUGGUACAAGUCUUGAUGAGCCAAAGAGGCACAUUGUACUGCUGUCAACCCCAGAACAUUUUGUGUGCUAUUAGCUUUGUUCUACUUGAUGCUCAGUGAACUGUGGUGCAGCUCUGUGCACUAAGCCUGUGCACAUGGGGAAACAAAGAUCCUGAGAGCUCAUGGACGGGCUGUGCUUUUGAAGGGCCUGCAGAAUUAAAAUUAAUUUAUGACACUUCCUGUCACAUAGAUUGCUACUGGUCCUACUGGCCCCCCAGUGUUAAGCAUUCUACAGUCAACUGGAGAGACCAUUAGGCUGAAGUCAUAUGCACCUUUACCAAGGAUGAGUGGCUUUUACUUCUGAGUAAACAUGCUUAGAAUUGUACUUUAGAACAUGUUAUAUAUCUGAAGGAGCGUCUCCACCCCCAUCGUUCUACCCGGACACUGAGGUCCAGCACCGAGGGCCUUCUGGCGGUUCCCUCACUGCGAGAAGCCAAGUUACAGGGAACCAGGCAGAGGGCCUUCUUGGUAGUGGCGCCUUCCCUGUGGAACACCCUCCCACCAGAUGUCAAAGAGAACAACAACUACCAGGCUUCUAGAAGACAUCUGAAGGCAGCCCUGUUUCGGGAAGCUUUUAAUGUUUGAUGUAUUAUAGUAUUUUAAUAUUCUUUUGGAAGCCGCCCAGAGUGGCCGGGAAAGCCCAGCCAGAUGGGCGGGGUAUAAAUAAUAAAUUAUUAUUAUUAUUAUUAUUAUUAUUAUUAUUAUUUUCUCAAAUCACCCAUUUAACUUUUCCUUGCUUAACAUUAUUCUUGUUUAUUUAACACCCCCCCCCAAAAAAAAAUCCUUUGCCUGGCUUGUGUCCCUAUAUGUUCUGGCUCUCUCAAAAUCAGGUUGGGUUAAGUACUGCUGUCCAAGGCUCUGAUGCUGUAUUGAAGCUCAAAUUUAAAGAGCUACUUCAUACAUUAGGUUAUAACCCGGAUGGAGAACAUCAGGCUUGAGCACCAAAUAUAGCCCUCUGGGCCUGUCUGUCUAAUCCUUCUCAUUAUGGAAAUUCAGCUGAUCCUAGCUCUCCGCUAAGUGCACCUGCAUAAUAUGUAUAUUUGAGGACUAUCAGAGAUGAGUAUAGCUAGGGAGGGUUGUGAACAAGUGCAGUUGGUGGGUCCAGAAAAGACUCUAAUUUUCAGAAAGUAGUUUCUGUACUCAUUUUUGUCCUUGCAGCUACACCCAUUAUUCCUGGCUAUUUUAUUGCAUACUCUUGAGUGCCAGAGUUUGGUUUCUGCCUACGUAUAAUUAGUCCUUAUAAUCAGUGUUUCAGAACAUCACUCUGCCCCUGAAAUCUCUCAAGUCUUCCAGAUGCCCCAAUAACUCUAUACUGUCACUGAAGCUCCAUACAAGAUCCUUUUGUUAUUGGAUGUGUUCAGAGGGGAGAAUGCAAGGGAAGAGACUGCGUGUUGAACAGCUUUUUCAGCAUUAAGCUUCCUGGGGUGCAUCUACAAAAUUGCAAAGGCAGGACAUGCUCUGCUAUGCAAUUUAAUGCAAAGUCAAAUAAUGCCUGACUCAAAAUUGCACGCCUCUGCAUGCUGCGUAUGCAAACAGAUGGGGCUCAGAAAGGUGUGUGAUUCUCCCCCUGCCCGCAAAUCUCUUUUAGAGUUGAACUAGCUUAGCUUUUGUAAAUCUCAAAUAAAUCUCUUCCUCGUGCCCAUAUAGUCUGUUGAUUGAUAAGCACAACGGAAAGUGCCUCUGGGAGAAUCAUUGCUGAGCUGUGAAACAGCCUGUUCGCUUCAGUAAAAUUGAGUUUCGCUCUGCAUUAAAUAUUCUUGCUCAUUGAUUGUGCUUCUUACCGAGUUAUUAUAGUAGUCACCAGUUUGUGUGUUUGUGUAUCUGCUUUAGGACUUGAACAUUUUCUUGGGUAAAUUAAGCUAGACAGUUUAUUGAAUAUUUACAGAUAAAUUGUAAACAGAUAAAAACAUUAGCAGGAUUUAUGUAAUAACCUGCAGUUUUAUAAGAGUAUAUAUUUACAGUUGAUAAGUAAAUGAGCAAGUUAAAUGAACUUGGAUAUGCAGAAGAAGAUAAUUUAAAAAAAAUUAAUUUAAGGAACCGCAGAAAGAGGGAGAAGGAAGUCAAAAUUUAGAAGUGCAAGAAGUGGCAGAGAGAUAUUUCUAGAUUUGUCUGGCAGGGCAAGAAGCCUAGAAUAAAAUUUAAAAUACUAACAGAUGCAAAGGAAAGAGGUGGAUUUGCCCUGCCAGACCUUAAACUUUAUUAUGAAUCAGCAGCUUUUUGCUGGUUGAAAGAAUGGCUGCUUCUGGAAAACGCAGACAUUUUGGACUUAGAAGGUUUUAACAAUGUAUUUGGGUGGCAUGCAUACUUGUGGUAUGAUAAGGUCAAAGCACAUAAAGCAUUUAAAAACCAUAUUGUCAGGAAAGCAUUGUUUAAUGUUUGGAUAAGAUAUAAGGAUCUACUUGAAAAUAAAACUCCAAGAUGGCUGUCACCGAUGGAAGUGAAGGCUCUGAAAAGCUCAAUAUGGAGGCCAAAUGGCCGAAAUAUUGGGAAAUUUUGGAACAAGAUGGAGAUAGAUUGAAACUGCAGAGUUUUGAGAAAUUAAAAACAAAGUGCGAGACUGGCUUCAUUAUUAUCAGAUAAUGGAGGCAUAUAAUUUGGAUAAGAAAAUUGGCUUCCAGGUGGAAAAAUCAAAAUUAGAAACAGAACUGUUAGAACCCAAAACUAAGAUUUUGUCAAAGAUGUAUAACUUGCUGUUGAAAUGGAAUACUCAGGAUGAAACGGUGAAAUCUGCUAUGAUUAAAUGGGCUCAAGAUGUUGGACAUAACAUAAUGAUGGCUGACUGGGAACAGUUAUGGACCACAGGUAUGAAGUUUACGACAUGCAAUGCCUUAAGAGAGAAUAUUAUGAAAAUGAUAUACAGGUGGUACAUGACACCAGUCAAGCUUGCAAAAAUCUAUCAUUUGCCCGACAAUAAAUGUUGGAAAUGUAAAGAAACUGAAGGUACAUUCUUUCACCUUUGGUGGACGUGCCCAAGGAUUAAGGCUUUCUGGGAGAUGAUCUAUAAUGAAUUGAAAAAGGUAUUUAAAUAUACCUUCUUGAAGAAACCAGAGGCCUUUCUCCUAGGCAUAGUGGGCCAAUUGAUGUUAAAGAAGGAUAGAACUUUCUUUAUGUAUGCCACAACAGCAGCAAGAAUACUUAUUGCAAAGUAUUGGAAGACACAAGAACUACCCACUCUGGAAGAAUGGCAGAUGAAGGUGAUGGACUACAUGGAAUUGGCGGAAAUGACUGGCAGAAUCCGAGACCAGGGAGAAGAGUUGGUGGAAGAAGAUUGGAAGAAAUUUAAAGACUAUUUACAGAAAUAUUGCAAAAUUAAUGAAUGUUAGAAUGAUGUUAGAAUGAAGUUAGGUGGUUUAAGCAGUAAUGCUAUAAAGGUGUAUGUAAAAAUGGAUUGAUAACAGGUGAAAAUUUAAAGUUAUAGUAUAUUAAGUUAAAGGAUUAAGAGAAAAUAAAGAGGGAAAGAAAUUGCUGAAUUAACUAAUUGAAUUGGAAUACAAAAAGGGAGGUAUGAGGAGGUCAGGGAAACAAGGAUAUGAAUGUAAGGCAUGGAAAGAUUGAUCUAUUUUUUAAAGUGUUUUUUAUUCUUUUCUGUAUUUUGUAUUUUUCUUGUAUUUUUAUUUCUGUCUUUUGUUUUUGCUUUUCUUGUUUUUAUGUAACUCUUUUUUCUGAAAUUUUAAUAAAUAUCAUUUAAAAAAACAACAACAAAAUUUAGAAGUGUUAAAUUGAUUGCAAAACUAAUAAUGUAUACAUUUGAAAAAUAUAAAUAAGGGCCCUGCGGGACCUGACAUCUUUCCACAGGGCCUGCAAGACAGAGCUGUUCCACCAGGCCCUUGGUCAGGGCGCAGCCUGACCCCCUCCUCUGGCAAUCUGCACAGAAUUUUGCUUAAUGGUUGCCAUCAAUUUGAUUUUAAUUAAUUUUAUAAUGAAUGUUUUUAGAAUGUUGGAUUAUUUUGACUGUUGUUAGCCGCCCUGAGCCCAGCUUCGGCUGGGGAGGGCGGGAUAUAAAUAAAAUUUAUUAUUAUUAUUAUUAUUAAAAAAACUAAAAAAAAAAGCUGGAUGGUGAAAGGUGUAUUGAUGCAAUUUUGGGCGAAAGUUAGAUAUGGUGGAUGUGGGGCUGCUGCCUCACCCGCCCCCCGGCACCCUAUGUUGACUGUUCUCCCUGCCCCUCUUAUCACAUCAUUUCUCUUUGCUUUGUCAUGUCCAAUUCCAUUAUUACCUGGUCAGGACUGGCUCAAAACAUUUUGUUACCUGAAGUAGAACAGUAAAUGGUACCCCACCUACCCUCAAGUCAGUGAGUAGCAUCCAGGGUUGGCUAAGUUAUUUUAGCACUUGAAGCUAAAAACCAAACCACAUUCACCGCCUCUAUAAUGAUAAUGAUAUCUGAAUGAAGCCUUCCUGUUACUGCCUAGUAUAACCCCAUGUUGCAUAAGGCUGUAGCACCAUAUAUCAAAAGUUUUGAGUACUGGACACCACGAAUAAAUAUUUUUUAUUUUUUUAAAAAUUAAGUUGCUUCUGCUUACUAAAAUUAAGGUAUUUUGCAACAUGUUUUUCUCUCCAUGUAAUACUUAUCUGUCCCUCAGUGCAUCAUAAGUGGUUGGCGCAUUUGUAUACUUGUCCAAGGUAGCGUCCAGGAUUUGUAUUCCAUUUCCAGUUUUGUUGUGGGAAAGUUUGAUUAAAAUCAAUAGAAAAAUGAAAUGGAGAACACCCGAGCCCACUAUGAAAAAUGGCAAUCUCUAAAAGCAUCAUUAAGUUUCAGGCUCUGUUUCAGUAUUUAAUAUUUUAGAGAUGAGGUAAUUAAAAGAAGCAUUUGGUACCUACAGCCUGUUUGAGGUUUGGGAAGGAUGUGAGUAAUUUAUAGUCUACAAAGGUUAAUUAUUGAAAACAGUAGCUUCCUUAGGAGUGGCAUAUAUCUAAGGCACUCAGUACAAUGUUAUAUUCAUUUCAUAGAGCACUGAAAAGACACAUGAGUAUGGUUUUUUCCUAACCAAAUUUGGCUGACAUAAUUCCCAAACAUAACACAACUGCCUUUUAGCACAGACAAAGGACAUAAUCCAGCAAAAGUUGGUUGCAUCAAAGUCCUAUUGAAAGCACUCCAGUAUACACAUAAUUGAGAGUCCCAUGAAAAUUGCAUAGGAUUGCACUUGAGAAGCUAGUUGCAAUGAAGUCCUUUUCCAUUGCUUUUGUUGGGACUUAGAGGGUAAUUCUACCUAUAUCUACUCAGGAGUAAGUCCUACUGAAUUCAGUGAGGCUCACUGUCAGGUAGAUGGGGUUAGAUUGCAUCCCAAAACAUCUGGAGGGCGAUAGGUUCCUCACUCCUGCUAUAAAACAAGGCCAGCAAAAUGGCCCUAGAAUCCCAACUUAACCAAUUUGUGGUGAGGUUAAUAAACAGAAAAGGUAGUACCUAAAAGCCGAAUUUCACAGCAGCUGUAGGCUGCACAAAACACAGCACACUUUAAGCUGCAGAGAAUUUAAUAAGAAAGAACGGGGCUGCUUUCUUUCUUCUUCAUGAAGCUUUCAGAGGAAACCCUAGUGUAUAAACAAAGGAGACCAAUCAUUAGUGUCUGAAAGGACAUAAGGCUCCCUGUUGGGAUGUAAAUUAUAGCACUUAAAAGAGCUCCUCUUGUGACUCUGUCUGGGCCAUGUAUUCUGGGAAUGGUCACUUUCGGAAGUACAAAUUAGGAGUGGAUGACCAUUCCUGGUCUUGUACAAGAAUGAUGUAUGAUGUAUUAAAUGAAGCAGGAAAUUCUUGCUUCUAUAAUGGUUGAAGUGACAUAAUCUACUUCCAGUUCCUCCCUUGGGGCUAUCCCUUUUCUCCUGUUCCUGUCACUGCUGUGGUUCACAGUUACAUUUAACUUCUCUCAUUCGCCCCAAAAAAGGUCAUUUCCCCCCUGUUUGAAUAUAAAUGUGAAGUGAAAACAUUGUGUGGUAAACAGAUGUUAAUAAUAUGAAACAGGAAGAACUUGUUCCCCCAUCUGUUCUCCGCCACCUCUUCCUUUGACAAUAGGGUAACACAUCUUUAUCUGUUAUGGAACUUCUGGGUAGCAUGAUUGGGUGGUGGUGGGACUUCAAUACAAUUUGCAGAACCUGGAGGUUAUAAUUUUUGUGUCCAGUUUUCCAAAUGGGACACAUGAAAGCAGUGGAAAUACAGGAAAUGAAGUGUGGUUUCUGAGAUCCAACAUAGGAAGAGCCAGUGUUUUCAUGUUAAGUAGGUCACAUUGUUUGCAACUGAAUUAGAGCUUAGUUUAUUAAUCUGGUGCGUUUUUAUAGUUAAGUACUUCAACAUGACUGAAUCGGCUCCAUUUUCUGUGCACAUGAACACGAGUACUACAUUUGGAGCCAGUGUGGUGUAGUGGUUAAGAGCGGUAGUCUCGUAAUCUGGUGACCCAGGUUCGCUUCCCCGCUCCUCCACAUGCAGCUGCUGGGUGACCUUGGGCCAGUCACACUUCUUUGAAGUCUCUCAGCCCCACUCACCUCACAGAGUGUUUGUUGUGGGGGAGGAAGGGAAAGGAGAAUGUUAGCCGCUUUGAGACUCCUUCGGGUAGUGAUAAAGCGGGAUAUCAAAUCCAAACUCUUCUUCUUCUCUUCUAUUUGAGCUGUAUCACUUUUCAUCUAAGAAGCACCUUUCCCAGGACAUUAGGUAGGGUGAGACAGCUGCCUCAGGUGGCAGAAGUUGAGACGUAGAUAGAGCUGUUUGUGCCACACGACUGGCACUGUGCCACCUCGGCUAGCUGCCUCCAAGUGCAGGGGAGGGUGCUGUUCCAUUGCCAGUGUUGAAGUACGCUUUAAUGGGGGAGAGUGCCAUCUUGUCCUUUGCCUGGCACCUGCUAGUGCUACUAUUUACUUAAAUCUGGCCCAUUUUGGGGCGGGGAGAGCCAUAGUAACUGUUUAUAACAAAAAAAAGACAGAUUGUAAGCCUAUGGGCAUGACUAAUCACAUUACAAGCUGGAUGGGUCAAAAAUGAUUAUAUCUAGGCUACCUGGAAUUAAUACACCGGAAGGCUUUUUUUUUUUUUUUUAAAGAACUUGAUGGUUUAAAACAAAUAUUGGCUGUGAAAGAGCUCCAUUGAUAAAGAGCUGUAAAAGAAUAAGCAGAAACUGAAAAACAGGGGAACAAAUGCAGGGAUUUAGAAGCAACAAAAAUGGAAGAAUACAAGACAGACAGAGGAGGAAAAUAUAGAGAACAUAAGCAGGAACUAGAAAAUGCAUGCAUUUGAAGGUAAGAAACAGAAGCAUAAAGUGUUUCUCUUUAUUGGUUACUUUUUCCUUUUCACAAGAACAGAGAAAUUAUCAUAAUUGAAUGGGGGGGGAUUAAGUGAGUAGCAGAAUGCAGAUGAGAAAGAAGAGGCAUAAAGUGAGAACAGGUAGCAUUUCUCUGCAUGGUAGCUGCAUGAGUUCAUUUAUAGUAAGAAUGAUUUAUUUGUACCAGAUUCAUUUAAACAACCAGCAGCCUACGUUAUGUUGGAACCUGUGUGUGUGUGUGUGUGUGUGUAUAUAUAUGAAGACCAGUGAACUGCUUAAAUGUCAUUGAAAGAAAAUGGAUGUGAGUUUUAGCAGCUUAAGUGUGUACACGACUGUAGCUUUUGGACACAGAGGACUGAAUAUUCCUUGUAGCAAACACUUGUACUUCCUCUUUUGGCAAGGGAAACUGACUAUAUUAAUCAAUACUUUGCUUCAGUUUCAAAUUUUGCAUCCAAGUAGUAUAUGAUAGCUCAGCUUAUCUGGCAUUUUAUCAAUGUGGCCUCCUUCCCGUAUAGAGUUUCCAGUCCUUUAAAAGGUUAGCUCACGAUACUAGAACAUAUUUUGAAAGGAUCAAACUUUUCCAUCCUUGCUUCCUCCUCCAUUUCAAUUUUCUGUCAUUCCUCAUUUCAUUAUGAUGAUAGAAUCCAAUGUAAAGGAUGAAUAAACCUGAAUGUGCAGCUACAUUUGACAUGGCAAGGACAGCUCUGUCUUGCAAAAGUGAUGCAAUUAAUUCAUAACAUUGAAUGGGAAGUUCUACAAACCUAAGCACCAAAUGUUCUAGCAUUAUUGACAGACCAAUAUAUCAACAACAUUAAUUAGCUUCAGGUAUAUUUGGCUGAGAUCCUUAUUUUUAUAAAGUCAUUGAUCAUACAGGAAUUGCCCCUCAUAAUGACUGUCAUUUAUUUAUUUCCUGCCACCAAUUCUAGCUAAAAUGUUUUUGAGGCGGCUUACAAGAUCAUUUAUUUGGGAUAGCACAAAUUCAAAGCAUUGUUAGCUUUUGAAAUGUUGAUGUGAUUUAUAUCUCAAUAAAGUGCACAGUUAUUUUUAGGCAAAAACUGUAACUCUGAGGGCAUCAUUAACCCUUGGACUCAUGUGGCCAAGUCACACAUUACCACUGGUAAUAAUAUUCCCCCCCCCAAGCUUUUCUCUGUAUGCUUCCAAAGAUAUCUCUGCUUCUCUUACACAGAAACCAUAGCUCAGCAGCUGGGAACCUCCAGCCUAUGGGUAACUAGGGCUGGGUGUUAUCUGGUUUUCAACAUUGUGAUACAUCACCAGCUAAACAUAGUGAUAUGCUAAUAUAUCACAAUGUCUGAAAUAAGGAUGGAGCUAUGUAGAGGAAUUGACUGGUUUCACGGUAUAAUAUUAUAACACAGUGGUUCCCAAACACAUACACACAUCCACAAAAUAAAUAUAUCACCAGGUCAAAAAUUAUGACAUCAGUAUCAUGGACUUGAAACCGGUUUUGGACGAUAUAUUGAUAUAUUGCCCAGCCUUACAGGUGAUGAAGCCAAGCCCACCAGCCCUAAAUGUCAUAUAUGAUAGGUAUGGGGCAGGUAUGGCUAGGCCAAAAGGGGGUUGAAAGCACAGGUGAUCGGCUGAUUGGUGGCACCUGCAAAUCCUGGUUGUUGUUGUUGUUUAGUCGUUUAGUCAUGUCCGACUCUUCAUGUCCCCAUGGACCAGAGCACGCCAGGCACUCCUGUCUUCCACUGCCUCCCGCAGUUUAGUCAAACUCAUGCUGGUAGCUUCGAGAGCACUAUCCAACCAUCUCAUCCUCUGUCGUCCCCUUCUCCUUGUGCCCUCCAUCUUUCCCAACAUCAGGGUCUUUUCCAGGGAGUCUUCUCUUCUCAUGAGAUGGCCAAAGUAUUGGAGCCUCAGCUUCACAAUCUGUCCUUCCAGUGAGCACUCAGGGCUGAUUUCCUUAAGAAUGGAUAGGUUUGAUCUUCUUGCAGUCCAUGGGACUCUCAAGAGUCUCCUCCAGCACCAUAAUUCAAAAGCAUCAAUUCUUCAGCGAUCAGCCUUCUUUAUGGUCCAGCUCACACUUCCAUACAUCACCACUGGGAAAACCAUAGCUUUAAAUCCUGGUACACGUAGCUAAACAUGUGCACCAGGACAUGUGCAAAUAAAGCUCAACAACUUUUCUGUUCACUUUUUGAAAUAUGGCAACCCUAGUUUAAAAGCAGCGCUUUUUAAAACCAGAACUCUUUGGAACCUCUCAGGUGGGCACCAUUGCCAUUAGACGAGAACAAGGGAGGCAUUAAUGGUGAGUUCCGGCAUCUCUUUUUCUAGAAAAAUAGCACUGAUUUUUAGGAUACUGCGAAGCUGUUGUUAAUGACAAGCGGUAUUUCUAUGAGAUAGGAGGAAUUGCGGUCAUGUGUGAGCUGCACACUUAUACUGUACCAGGGUUUGGCUCUACUACACCAGUCUUGUGGUGUGUCAUAUUCUGUGCUUUCCUCCCUUUUACUUAUUCCAGCCAGACGUGACCUUUUAUGGAACAGCCAAAGGGAAUGGCUUUCCAUGAGCUUUGCCCCCUGCUGAUGUCUUUAAUGCGACUGUCACUGUGUACUUCAGGGCUGUACUAUGGGAUGAAUUUGGAUUCUGGGCACGUCAACUUGUCACAUCACAUGAAGUAUGUCACUAAAGCACAGUCCAUGAAGGGUAAUAGGAGGCAAUGGGAAGGGUUAUGUGAGGACAGAUGCCUGCAGGGAAAUGGAUGGGCACAUACUCUUAAGCUUAAACUUCCUUUUGAACUCUUCGCCCUGAUUCCAGUAUAGAAUGUGAGCCUUUUUUAACCUGUAGGGCCACUCUCAUAGGGUUUCGUAGUGCCUGGAAUGAUAUUCUUUUUGAUACCCAUUUUUAGCAAAUUAGCUGGCCAUGAUUUGUAGCUUUCAUGAAAAAAGUGUAACCUUCUAUCCCUUUGUAAGUCUAGUGUAAACGAUAAAAGAAAAUGCACAGGCAGUAUUCUGUCCAGUUGUUCAAGUAAAAAGCCAGCCUCCCCACAGCCUCUGUGUGGACUAUAUUCUUACAUGUACUAGGUCCAUAUUCUCACAAAAGCCAAAAACUAAUUCACAACGAAAACAAACUUUUUGGACAAAAAUGAAAGAAGAGCUGGAAUGAAUUAGAGCAAAAUGUCAUUGCUGUUGUUGUUUUGUUUAAUACACUCUGCAGAGUCUCUCUUUUUUAAAAAUCCUUCUAAAAUAUUUAAUAGCAUAUGUGGUCCUCUUUGAAAUUCAGAACAGUUGUCUUGAAUUGGGGACACACACACACACGGGGGUGGGGGUGGGGGUGGUGCAUACACACCAUAGCUUCAAAGCACAUGACUUCCACCAUUGAAUCCUGGGAACUAGUUUACCCCUCACAGGGCUAUAAUUCCCAGCACCCUGAACUACAUUUCCCAAGGGAUGUCAUGUGCUUUAAAAUAUGGUGUGUAUACAGCCAAAUAGGGACUCUGCAUAGCUCUUCUCUUUUCUGUGCCUUGCAUGACGCAAAUACAUGCGCAUAUAUAUAUAUAUAAUAUUAAAGUCAUUUAGAUUUUUCUAGCACAAACUAUACAUGCCCUCCUCCCCGCUUGUAGGCAAAUGUGUAGAUUUGCAACACAGGACGAAGGGCAGUUGCUGAACUACCUUCUACAGCAUUCAUUUUUCUCUUAGACCUGGAAGUGUGUCUGUAGCAUCUUCUGUACCCUUCUGAUUAGAUUACAGUAGGAAGAGAUAUGCCCACAGGCUCCCCCCACCCCCUCCCGUUGUUCAAGUACAUUGUUGUGCCUUUACUUCGCAGGCAGCUUUCUAUGUCUGUGCAAUCACACAUCACAUACGAGUUAAUCAGACUUUCCACCCUAAAAUUUGUGCUUCACACACUUACAUGGUGGAAAAACCACAAGCAAGCAAUUGUUGUCAAGCAGGACGCAAUUGGAAGAGAAAUCUUGAGUUCUGCCUUAGUUCACCCUUUAACAGAUAAUGUAAUAAUAAUAAUAAUAAUAAUAAUAAUAAUAAUAAUAAUAAUAAUUUAUUAUUUAUACCCCGCCCAUCUGGCUGAGUUUCCCCAGCCACUCUGGGUGGCUCCCAAUCAAGUGUUAAAAACAGUACAGCGUUAUAUAUUAAAAACUAAUGGGAAACAAUUUUAUGCAAACUCUUGGGAGAAGAUGACCAUUAGUCAUUAAAAAAAUACAGAAUUUGGACCUGCAAGGCUUAACAUUUGUUCCUAAGCCUACUUACCCAGACAGAAAUUCCAUUAAAAUUAGUGGGACGGGAAUUGAAAUAAUAAUCCAUCUGGUUGGGCUGCAAAGUUCAUACUUCACAGAGCCAUGAACUUAUUGAAUGGCUUUGGACAAACUUCUGUGGGUUGGAUCCAAAGUCUUCACUCUUUGAACUGCAGGAGUUUCCGUUCAUGGGAGGGUAGUUCUGUUCUCUCUUUUCUGGAAUUUUUCAAUUAGAGUUUUCACAAUACAAUUAAAAGAACAAACUAAUCUGCAGGAAAGAAAGAAAGAAAGAAAGAAAGAAAGAAAGAAAGAGAAAGAAAGGAAGGAAAGAAGAAAAAGAAACUGCAAAAUCAUCUCUCACCACUGUAUCUUAACUUUCAUCCCCUACGGAGGAAGGUGUGCCCUCCGAGCUCUCACCUGGGCACAUCCCUCUCUUCUAACAGCCUCUAACCCUGUGGCCUCUCCCCUUCAUCGCCUCUCACACAGGGUCCUCACACUGUCCUUCAUGGAAAGAUAGUUCUGAUCACUGAAUGGGUCCUCCUAUGAGUGGAAGUACGGAAGUCCCUUCUGCUCACAGAUUGAAGAUGUUGGGAUAUUAAACUCAUUCAUGAUAUUUUCAGUCAUUUCCUAUUGUUAAAUUUGGGAAUAAUGAAACACUUCUGCCUAAUAAUGGACAGAGAUUGGGCAGGGGCAGGGAGGGUGAUGAGAUGAAGUAAGCGAGUCUUUGGUGUAUGUUAUGUUUAAUUUACUUGUUUCUGGAAGAGCCUUUCCCACGUUGCCAAAAUCUUGUGCAUUCUGUCUUUGAAUUAUUUGAUGGGGAUUACAUUGGGCACCCACAACCUCUGAGUAUGUAGGCCUGAGUCCCCAGCACACACAGCACAAGUGUUGUUUGUCGUUGGUGUUUAGUUCCAUACGUUGAACGCUUGCGCUUUCAUUUGCAGAGCAAGCAAGAAUUUUAAUAAUGUAAUGAGGACAUGCUGAGAAUGUUUGCUUUCCAUUAGUGAAGGGAGGCAUUUGAUUCCUUUCUGAGAUGGAGGUAGAAGAGAAAGUAAUUAGCUAGAGUUGACAUCGCCAGAGUCAGCUAAAAUAGCACUGCCAGAUGUCUGUGUUCUGCUGGUUUUGCCCCAGACAUCUGUGGAUAAGCUAGAAGGGGGGGGGGGGGACAAACAAUGCUAAGGCACAAAUAGAUAUAGCAUAAAGUAAUCUGACUCCUUAGGUUUGAAUGCCUGAUCUUCUGGGAACUGCCAUGGCAGUUUAUUAACUGUAUUUUGUUUUCUUUUUUAAAUUAUCUGCUCCUUAGUGACAUAGAUCUUUAUGGGAAAAGGUCUGAUUUCACCAGAGUUUCUUUAGGCAUGCUUUUAUAUCCCAUAGUUUGGUUUGCAUUGCCUUUGCUUUUGGCUUAAUUUGUUGUUGUUUUUUAACAAUAAAAUAGCAGUCACCCAUCCUAGUGAUUUGGUCAAUGGUCUUUCUGCAUCAGUAUGCCUGCUGGAAGUCUCUUUGGUGAAGAUAAACUGCGCUUGUGUAAUCUUUAAGCCCUGUUGUACACUUAGGCCUUCACUUCCACUGAACUAAAAUGUGCAUAAUUCUUUAGGGAAACUCCUUCAAAUUAAAUUGAUCUCACACAGGUAUAGCUUGGCAACAUAGGUACAGUACAUAUUUCAGGGGUACCCGCUGUAAUUCAGGGAUUCUCCCUAGUGAGCCUUAUAAGGCCACAGCUUUACUGGGGUUCUGCUCUGAGUAGAUCUUAGCUGAAUAACACCCAUUUUGCCCCAGUAGCUGCCCUGUGUGAUUCAAGAGCUCCAUGACCCAGAUUAUCCCUUCAAGAGCUAGAGAAUGCUGAGGUGACCCAGUGGACUUUCAUGCUGCUUCACUGGUGCCCACAUGACCAGUAGGGUUGCUUAUUCUGUUGGGCCAAAACAACGUGUAUAAUAAAUGCGCUCACACUCAGGUCACCAACAACAGCUUGUUCAGUGAGGAGAGGGAAAAGCAACAUGCCACCAUUUCUUUCCUAAAAAGACAGAGCGACCAUUGUUCCCAAAUUACAUAAUCCCAAAUGUUUAUGAAAUCAGACUGCUCAAACUGUAGUCCUAUUGCUAGCAAAGCAAGCCAACCACUUGGCAGAUGAUCAUGCAAACUGAGGCAUGACAAAGCUUCAGUGUUGACCAGAUGGUUGCAAAAAGUGUUCCUAAAAGACAAAACUAAAAAAAAUAUGUAUCACCUAUGGAGGCUGGUCUCUUAGGGCAAUCAGUCCUACCAGGUGAAAUGGCCAGCAAUUUUUUCAAUAAAAGGUUAUCCCCAAUAUUUCAAAACUAUACUCUUUCCUGUCCCACGUAUCCUUCCAUGAGCCAUUUCAAUGUAGAGAGAAUCCUGGAUAGUUUUCUGUCAAUCUCUCAUUCUCUGGCCAAUCAGCUCUCUGUACCGCUCAACCAUUCUCAAUCCAAAUACAGUGGUACCUCGGGUUACAUACGCUUCAGGUUACACACUCCGCUAACCCAGAAAUAGUGCUUCAGGUUAAGAACUUUGCUUCAGGAUGAGAACAGAAAUUGUGUUCUGGCGGCGCAGCGGCAGCAGGAGGCCCCAUUAGCUAAAGUGGUGCUUCAGGUUAAGAACAGUUUCAGGUUAAGAAUGGACCUCUGGAACGAAUUAAGUACUUAACCCGAGGUACCACUGUAAUUGCUAGGCCAGGAGCAUCCACUCAUCUGUCUACAGGCAGAAAAAUCAAUUUUUUAUCUUACCAGGGCAAAUUAUCACAACUUUCUCGCUGCACUCAAUACAAACUGAAAUAAGUGUGCCCUUCAUAAUCUUAUACCGCAGAUACUUCUGUGGACCACCUGAAAAUUGCAAAUUUUUGCAAAGCUUUUAUAAUUUAGAUACCGUAGUUUUGAAUCCAGAUUAUAAAAGACAUUGGUUACAUUAUACAGGAAGAGGAUCUCAAUGGUUGUCUGCUUUGCAUACAGGCACCCGCAAAUUCAAUCCCUACCAGUUCAGAAUCUCAGGAAGUGGGGAUGGGAAAGACCUCCUUCUGGCACCCUGGGAUAGAUAGACCAGCGAUUUGACUUGGGGCCAAACUAAGGACUCAGCUACAUUAGGAAAGAAAAAAUGUUUUAUAUGUGUUAUAACGCUGUGACACCAGAUGGCUCCCGUCUUUCGCCAACGUGAUUUCGCAUAAUGAAGUUUACGACGUGUUUUCCAAAAACGCUUUUUUGAUGUGUGUAGAUCCAGCCUAAGUGCCAAUAAGAGACUUCCUUCCGAUGCAAACUACUAGCUUCAGGGGAGGAUUUUUCCUUAGGACCUAACAAUUAAUAGCCUCUCCUCAACUAAUGCAUGGUUUUUGUUUGUUUUUAAAAUGCAAAUGACACAUUAAAAGCAGACACAUUUAACAUCAAGUCUAGUUUGUUUCUUAGAAUAUUGUUGCACGCCACCCCAAUCUCAGUGGUACGGUGUUCCAGGCAGUUACCCAGGGUUUGUGUUUCCUUUGGAAUUAGUUACAGUAUAUAUAUAUUGUUUAUUUGCACAUAUACAGUACACAACCUGAGCCUGUGAUGGAGGGGUUCACAGCAUUAACACCCCAAGAGGAACUUUCUUCUCCUAUAGCUGUAGCCUUGAAUUCAAACGGAAAUCAAUCAUUGCUGUGACUUUCUGGCUUCCUAGCCUGCUACUUUUCCACUUCUAGUUUCUAGCUCAAAUCACCCCACUCUCAACUGUAGUCUUUGCCUUUCUAACCAGCGAGUUGAGGGAACAGGCCCACCUCACUUUCUUUGUUCCCUUAUUGGCCCAUUACCUAGGCUAUCACCUCACGAGGAAUUUGAACCCUUGCUUAUAAUAACACUUGCUGGAUCCAAGGGUUAGAAAGGUCUCGACCUACAGUCUACUCCCCCACCCCAAACUCAUGACAGUAUAAAGCAGUGUCAUGUGCUUACACGGCUGGCUCAUUUCAGUCCACUAAGCACUUGCAACUCCUUUCAGGGCCACAGCCAGUCUUUCUAUAUGCAUAUGCACAUUUGUAUAAAUCUAAAGUCCUGAGCCAGUGAGAUUUUGCUGGUUCUUGUAUGCAGGUGACUGAAAUUCGGUAAUGGGCCUUCUCAGUAGCGGCGCCUGCCCUGUGGAACGCCCUCCCACUAGAUGUCAAGGAAAUAAACAACUAUCUGACUUUUAGAAAACAUCUGAAGGCAGCCCUGUUUAGGGAAGUUUUUAAUGUUUGAUGUUCUAUUGUGCUUUUAAUUCUGUUGGGAGCUACCCAGAGUGGCUGGGGAAACCCAGCCAGAUGGGCGGGGUAUUAAUAAUAAUAAUAAUAAUAAUAAUAAUAAUAUAAUAUCUGACCUUCCAGUUGCCAACCCCUGCUGCUGGGGUUCUCAACAGCCCUACAGCAAUAAACCAGAACCUUCAUGGGAGUUGUGGUGGCAAUAUUAUUAUUAUUAGGCAUUAUUAUUUGUUUACAUUUGGUAGUUGCUUUAUACAAAAAAGGUCUCUAAGCGACUCAGCAAGAUAAAAUGCAAACAGGUAAAAUCAAUUGAAAACCAGCAAAUAUAAAACAAUUCCUAAAAUGUUCAUCCAACAACACAAUAUGGGCAAGUACUACCCCAGCCCACCAAAAGACGAGCAACAACAGUGGAGGCUAACUUAACUAAAAAAGAUGGGUAGAUAAAAACGUGUUUGCCUGGUACAGGCGACUCCCCACUUAGGCGGGAGUUACGUUCUAGGCCCCUGCGUCAAAUUGCAUAAAAUGGGGAGCACCCUCUGAACACCCUUUAAAUGCCCUCUCUAUCAUUUGGUCUUCAAUCCAUACCAAAAAUACUGUGUCAAAAAAUAUCCACAAGUAAAACAAAGCUCUGGGGCUGGCUGGAGGCUAUGUGGGAAAGUGGCGGCUGCUGCUGUGCUACCCUGCACACCAGCUCUUAGGCAGGAAAGUUGAGCAGCAUAAACAAAGUCGCCCUAUAUCUCUGGUAUCUUUGGGGCUUCCUCCACCCUCAUUGAGGUGGGUAGGGACACCACCAGAAAGGCCUGUUCAUAACAUAACGUUUGCUCUUUGCAGUACUUCAUUUUAGUUUGUAGGAUCUUUAUGUAUUGAUACUUGAAUUCUCAUAGCAGAUGAUAAGUUAUCAUCGCCUCUAACAGGACGUGGCCUACCCACUCUGGGAUUGGGCCAUACCCAUUGUGAUUCCUGAGCAAUGCAGGGCUUAAAGGGCAUUGCCAAUGGAAGCCCAGAAGCAAUGGAACAAAAUAUUCAUAUAUUUGCAAAGGCUGCUGCCAACCACUGCUGUGCUGAGAUUUCUACCCCCUUGGCCAUAUGAAUAGUUUGGUAUGUGCCUUUCGGGCUUGGAAAAUGUGUUGCAGGUUUCUAUAAAGGCAGGAUUUCUGCAUUUCUGGCUGUAUCCCGAUCCUAGAGUCCUACGGAGAGGACAUACUCUGUUGACAAAGACUUGUUAAGAUCACAGAUUUACACUGAAUAGCUUUGCAGCCAAAGGUACAAUUGGAACUUUUACCUAUUAAAGGAAUGUAGGUCAGCUACAUGAAUUCUCUCUCUGAAGCCAAACAAACCUAAUUUUAUAUGAAUCAAGGAGACACAGUGGGAGAUGGUUGGUUUUUAGUAACAAAGGUUCGGAGGCACUAAACAGGCAAUCUGGACGUUUGAGGAAUAAGCUCAGUAGAAAAUAAACAUGCCUAUGGUUGCCAGAUCAAAGUACUAAAAAUCAGAGAGGUUUGUUCUGUUAGAGCUGGGAAUAUUCUGAAAUAUUCAGUAUCCCUUACCUUCUAUAGCCAUUUCAAACAUGCUACCACUAGGGAAUAUUUUCACCCAGCAAAAAAUCCUGGAGCAAGUUAUGCAAGGUGUGGCACCAUUAAGUCAUUCAGAGCAGUGGCUAGGCCUCGAGCAGGUCUCCUGUUGUUUUAUCAUGAAAUUGUGUGUGGAACAUCUCACUAGCACCCUUCCGUAACUUUACAUCAAGGAGUGUCCUCCAUGACCCAUCUCCUCUAUCAAGAACCCUUGAUAAGCUUCUGAGGAACUCUCCAGGAAAUAGUUUAGAAACCACUGUUGUGUAGGGUGGCAAUACUGUCAAAUAAGGAACAAUCCUUUAAAUCUGGGGUGGGCCUGCUUUAAAUAAAGGGUUAUUUGGUAAUCUUACUGAGAUGAUAUAGCUCAUGCUGAACUAGAAGCACUUCCUUGCUCUGUUCAGUUUAACCAAGAGGCUUUAGACCUGUUGGAUGGGCUCGCUUGUAUGCCUCUUUUUGGAGAUGGCAGGAAUGUCUAUGUAAAACGUAGUAUCUGUGACCAUGAACUGGAGUUAACACUCUUAGUUUUAAGAGAUACAGGCUGCAUACACACUGGACAUUGAAAGCACCCUCCCCCAAAAGAAUCCUGGGAACUGUAGUGUGUUAAGUAUGCAGUGUAUUGCAGCUCUGUGAUGGGUAAACUGCAGUUCCCCGGAAUCUUUGCAGGCGGGGGAAUGUGCUUUAAAUCUAUGGUCUGUACAAUAAAUUCAAAGUAUAUAUUCAGAAACUUUUUUGAAAAACAUAGCUAUUGUAAUGACGGAAAUAUGGCUAGAGAAUUCAAUGGCUAGGCAGUACGCAUGCAAGGAACUGAAUUAUAACCCCUGAGAUAAUACCCAGGUUAUUUUCUGUGAGGUAAUGCCACCUGUUCACAGAAAUCCUAAGAUGCAGAAAAGCAUAUUCAUCCUUUUAAACACUAUAUUCUAUUUAUUAGUACCUUAGCAGGGAAUAAUAACAUUUCAGCUAAAUAGGUAAAUAAGUUGACAGAACACUGCUGUGUUCAGACAGAACCAGAUUUCCCUUAUAAACAGUACAUAUAAACGAGUAGGGAAUGUAGUUAAUAAAAUUUGAAGAUGAUACAAAAUCAGGAAGAGUUGCAGACACUAAUAAAGGACGAUGAGAACCUCUUGCAAAAGGUUUGGCAUGGACCAAUGGUUUUUGCUCUUAUGAUGACAUGAGUUCCAUAGUCACCCUUUUCAGAGUGGCAUCAUAUUUUCUUGCAUGCCAAGAAAUAAAGCUGUUUGCAUGUGGUAAUGGUCAGAAGCCCUGAAUUCAGCUCACACCACUUUCUCUGUAAGUGAAACUAAAAUGGAGUAUCUUCACUGUGUCUUCUGGAGCCAUAACAAAAGCAACGAUUGUGCGUGAAUGAUUACCCCCCCCAUUUAUUUAAAUGGAUUCAACAUUUCUGAAUUACUAGACUAGACUGUAGGGCCAUGAAUGUCCUAACCUCACCUACUCUUUCUCUCCAAUGUCUGACAGGAAUUGGAAAGAACGUCAUUUGCGACAGGACAGCCACUCCACUGGAUGCCUUUCGGAUGAUGACAGCUGCGCACUAUUACCCCAAGCUCAUGAGCAUCAUGGGCAACGUCCUCCGCUUCCUGCCUGCCUUUGUGAAGAUGAAGCAGCUGAUUCAAGAGGGCUACGUUGGAGAACUGCUUGUAUGUGAGGUACAAGUUCACAGUGGGAGCCUGCUGGGGAAGAAAUACAACUGGAGCUGCGAUGACUUGAUGGGGGGCGGGGGGCUGCAUUCGGUUGGUACCUACAUCAUUGACCUCUUGACCUUCCUCACUAGCCAGAAGGCUGUGAAAGUGCACGGGCUGCUUAAGACCUUUGUGAAACAGACGGACUACAUCAAGGGAAUCCGCCAAAUCACGAGCGACGACUUUUGCACGUUUCAGAUGGUCCUGGAAGGCGGGGUGUGUUGCACCGUCACCCUCAACUUCAACGUGCCCGGGGAAUUUAAGCAAGAUAUUGUUGUGGUGGGCUCCAGCGGGAGGCUGACUGUAAUAGGCAUGGAUUUGUAUGGGCAGAGCAACAGCUCGCCACAAAAAGAGCUCCUUUUGAAGGAUUCCACCCCUGUCAGCAAUGCCCUGCUGCCCGAAAAGGCCUUCAGCGACAUCCCUUCCCCAUACCUCCGUGGAACUAUAAAGAUGGUGCAGGCUGUCCGUCAAGCGUUUGAGGAUCAAGAUGACAGGCGGACGUGGGAUGGGCGGCCGCUCACAAUGGCUGCGACUUUUGAUGACUGUCUCUAUGCUUUGUGUGUGGUGGACACCAUUAAAAAAUCGAACCAGCUGGGUGAAUGGCAGAACAUUGCGAUCAUGACUGAGGAGCCAGAGCUGAGCCCUGCUUACUUGAUCAGCGAAGCAAUGCGCAGGAGCAGAAUGUCUCUGUACUGCUAGGGUUGUGGGGUUUUUUGGCCACCUCUCAGAAAAAGGUGGAUCAUUGCAGUUCUUUCCUUACAGAAAAAACAUGCCAUGUGUCUCAGGCCUUGGACAAGGAAGACAAUAUAGGGAAUAAAUCCUUGCUAUUUAAACCACAUUGCCUAGUUGGUGCUGAAAUAUUAGAUGCGUUCGAAAUGCUUGCUUUGGUAGUUGUUCGAGACUCUGUUAAAGAGAAACUUGCAUUAACUGUUUACAAAAUAGCAUUAUAGGAAGGUAGAACAGCAUCCAUUUACAACCUACAGGUGCACAGCUGAUGCAGUUGCGUUUACUGUGAAUAAAAGGUUCGGGGAGGUCUAGUUUGAGACAUUCCUCACCAGUUAGCAGGCUGCAAAGCUGGUGACUUAUCAGAAAGCCCCUUCCUUGCAGAAAGCAAAACUGGCUGGCUUCUGACAUGGACACUUGCAGUCCCGCUGAUAAUAGCAUGCUAAUUGAUUACUGCAUCAUUCAGUAACCCAUGCACCUGUAUCAGUUUCAUAGACAGAAUAAGAACACUUUGGGUAUGACUGUGUUGUGUGACCUGGGAAAUUUGGCAGCUUGGUUUUCAUAGUUAAUAAUGAAGGUUUAUGUUCUGUUUGGACUCCCCCCCCCUUUCAAGGUAACGGAAAUAGAAACAUGUAUAUUUUAAAAAAUACAUGCAGCUCCAAAAUAGCAGCAUGUUUCUUCUAGGGCCCUGGAAGAAUUCAAUACGACGCACAACAAUCUGUAGAUAAAUAAGGGUAAUUACUUACAGGGUGACCAGCCAGUCUCCUUAUGUUCUCGGAUUGUUGAUAAAUUCCAGAGAGACAACCAUGUCAGUCUGCCAUAACAAAACUAAUAUAGAAUCAUAGAGAUGGAGGGGACCCUGAGGAUCAUCUAGUCCGACCCCCUGCAAUGCAGGAAUAUGCAGCUGCCCCUUACGGGGAUCGAGCCUGCAGCCUUGGUGUUACCAGCACCAUGCUCUAACCAAGUGAGCUAUCCAUGUUUAGUACUGUGCAAAAGCUUUCAUGGACCAGAGCUUACUUUGUUAGAUGCACUAAGUAGCCCAUCAGACAAGGUGCGUACGGUCUACAAAAACGUGAUCGUUUUUUUAAGGUGUCACAGGACUCUUUUUUUCUGACUUGGGGUUUGGUCUUUAGGGCCCACACUAGGACAAGAUUUUUAAAAGCAUAGGUUUCAACAAAACCUAACAUGUUUUAGGAGGAAAUUGCACAAAAACAUAGCAUGAUUUGUCCAAAGUCUAGGUGAGACGUAGAGACUGCUACCUGAACAGCUACUAGAUAAAUUUUUCUUGGCUUGCACAUCAUCGCUGAGAUGACAUGGCAGCUUGCACUGAAAAAUCUAACUGGGUACUUACUCCUAGAACAGUAAAGGAGUUUACCUUUCCUUUUGGUAUCUACUGGACUUUAAAUGUAUUCAGUCCAUUUCACUUCUUUGUAGGUAGUUAAUACAUUAUCUUAUUACUUCCUUGCAUCAUUGAAUUCCAGUUACAUAUUUUUUUUGGAUCAAUGCCUUGAUGCAGACUCUGCUUCUUCCUUCUCCAACACCUGAAGAGGUUGCCUGUAUUUGGAGCAGUAGAUAGGAGACUAAAAGAUGAAAUGAAGGAAGAGUGGGUAACAGCACUCCUCCUAAAAGUUACCUGUACUAGCCAUCCCUGAUUGUGAUGUGUAACAGCAGCAGGAUGCACAUAAGAUGCAUGUAAUAUUUAUGGGCAGAGGAGCAGAUUUCUGCUAGAUGGCACUGGGGGCAUCAGAUCACGGAAGGGAGGAUAAGCUUAGAAGGGGUGGUUGCAAGUUCCAAGAAAUCUGAGAACUGAAACACUGUUCUGUACGAUUUGACAAUACAAAUAAUCAAAGGCUCUCCAUUUGUGUUGCUGUGUUUCCAGCCCACCACCUCUUGAAAAGCACUUGAAUGACUAGCAUAUUAACUCUGUCAUUUAUACUAUUUUAUAGGAUUCUCAUUUUUUUAAAGAUUACCCAUCAAUCUUAUUGGUGUCAUUUUGUACCACUGCGGAAAGGUCUAGUCAAUUCAAUCAUCUCUUUGUUUUCCUGUCAUUCUCUUAUGCUGAAUAUCGGUCAGGGUGGUGCACUAACAAUGUUAAAAAACAGAGAGGAAAAUAGAGUACACAGUUCUAUAAAUCCUCUUAUGUGUAGAAUUAGCAUGCCAUCAUCUUUCAGUGAUUAAUUGCAACCCUCUACUUAAUCUGGAUCUUAAAUGAUGCCUUGUUUUUAUUUUUUUAACCUUAAAUCCAAGUGUACAUUUAUUGCUGUAUAUAUUUAUUGUGUUUUACAAGUGUGUGUGUGUGUGUGUGUGUACAUAUGUACACGAGAGAGAGAGAGAGAGAGAGAGAGAGAGAGAGAAGCAAACUAGGUAUAUACAAAAUGUCAUUGCAUGGGCAUUUUAUGUACAGUAGAUAUUUUAAAAGUUAUUUAUCAAACAAAAAGUGUGUGAUAAAACAGAGUCUAUAUUUUAUAUAUCUAUACUGUAGAUAGCAAAAACGAAACCGCAUUUAAAUUAUAGCAAGAGGAUAUGGGAGUAUUUUUUAAAGAAAAGGGAAGGCCUGUGGUGGUUUCUAGCAUUUUGACAGCUUGGCUACUUUUAAUGGAAAGUUGCAUUUUGUGGCUCUCGGCUGCAGCAAAGUCUGUCCUCCUCCUCCUUGAAAGGAUGGUAUCCGUGUAUUACUUUUCCAUUGCUUGGGGAAUGUAGUUAGUUAUAGCCAGCCAUGAGCAUAUAUGUGCUGCUUAAAACAUGGGUUUCCUGCUGUUCUUACAUAUUUGCACUGUUGGAAUAAAGAGAAGCUAAACAGUGAAUAAAGACAUAAAAGGAAAUGGGAUUGCA
Messenger RNA from Podarcis lilfordi (Lilford's wall lizard), 48009 nucleotides. The record is from the annotation of a GenBank genome assembly. Lineage: Eukaryota; Metazoa; Chordata; Lepidosauria; Squamata; Lacertidae.